AGAGAGAAAGAGACGGGAAAAGAAGAGGGAGGCGGAAUGCAACAGGCUGAGUUUUAUCGACGUUGCGAGAGGGACUUCUGACUGACAAACACAACUACUGCACUCCUUUUCUCAGCCCCUCACUAACAUCCAGAGUGUGUGCCGCUGUCGAAAGUCACCAGAUUUGGUAAGUUUUCCUUUCAAGCCCAUUUCCAAGAUCUUCUUUUCUUCGUAACUUCCCUAGUGUUUUUGUGAGAAAAGAAGACAGACAGAGGACAUGUCAGAGCAUGAGUGUUUCUCUUGUCUCUCUCUUUCCCUCUGUGUGUGUGUGUGUGUAAGAGAGAGAGAGAGAGAAAGAGAGAGAGAGAGAGAGAGAGAGAGAGAGAGAGUGUGUGUGUGUGUGUGUGUGUGUGUGUGUGUGUGUGUGUGUGUGUGUGUGUGUGUGUGUGUGUGUGUGUGUGUGUUUGCGGGACAGCAUGAGCAGGGAUUGAGUUUCCUGAGGACAGCUUUAAUUGAGAACAGAGAUUUGGGAGAGGGAGAAAGAGCAACAAAAACAGCAAAGGAGGGAAAUGAAAGCUGAGCGGCAGUUGCACGGGUUGCAAGGCCGCUCUACGAGGAGACACGAACAAUUGUGGAUGUGUGUUUGUGUGUGUUUCCUCACUGAUUGAUGCACAUCUGGAUUUUCAUGACCUUGUAAAUGUGAUUAAAAGUUGCUGAAAGACUGUGAUGACUCCAGAGGUCAGGGGGAAAGAAGGAAUGAGGGUGUAUCGAGGUACAAUAACAGAUCUUUACUCUUUCAUAUAUACCACUGUUGGUCAGGCCAAGUGCUACAGGUGUGCUGGGUAACCAUCUUGGGCCGUUUCAAAGCAGCAGACAUAGUGACUGCUUUAGCCUGCAGGCUCUCAGCCAACAGACGGGCUGUCCGACUUGAUGGAUCACUCCAUCAACAUCACAAAUGGCUGAGUGGGUCUGGUCUACCUGAGUAUGCACACACUCGUUCACCCCCCUGAGGGUUAUGUAAACAGGUUUCCAUCCGCACAAUUACAUAAGCGGGAUGGAAACACUGAAAUAGGCUACUCCGGAUAUCACAAGAGAGUCUGCAGUGUGUCCGAUCAGUGCUGCUCCGAGUUUUCAUUGUGUUUGUAUGUGUGAAUAAACUUACUCAACCCCUCAAAUUUUAACACAAGACCUUUUUUAUGGACUGUGAAUCAGCUCAGAUAGCAUCCCGAGUGCAACAGUUGCUGUAUAAAUACAGACGCAGUGCUUGAUUGAUGGUCCUGACAAUUAUCUGCUAAGUGCUGAUUACCAGCUGAUCUGGGGUGUCUGCGUCUGUCUGCCAACACCAUGCUGCUGACCAUACCACUCCAAUGUAAGGGCCUGUUAUUCUAGCAAAGGCUCGACAAAUCUACUCCAGAUUAAUUUUCCUUAAUGUCUUCAGGAAUGUUCAUCAGCAUGUCUGCAGGAAUAGGUGGCCAAGUCUUUAAACAGGGUAUAAACAGCUAGGUGUAAACAAUUCACAGCACAACACCAACGUAAAGGACAAACACUUCUUCAUCUUUCUGUAGAGUGUAGACAACUUUGUGAACCCUGUCAUCCUGACUCCAGCUCAGACCGUUUUUAGAUCACUUUUAAAUCUAACAUUCAUUGGGUGGAUACAUUUGGUUUUGGUGGAGUGCUUUUGUCUUUUGUCAUUUGAAGCAGAGGUUUCUUGAGAAAGAGUUUGUAUGUGCAUGGGCUUGGGGUGUGUUGUACACAACCUCUUUAACUGCAUUGCAAUCUCAUCUUUGUUCGCUACACUUUUCAAGAAUGGCAGCCCCUCAGGCUGAGGAGGCCGGCUGGCUCCUCUCCUUCUUUCUCUCUGUCUCACUGACUUCUUUCUUCUUUAUUUCCUGGAUAUGAAAAAAAAAAAAUCGGACUUCUUAGCUGGAACGUGUCAGCUGAGUUUGAUUUUGUGCCGACUUGUUGUCAUGGUCACCACACAAAAAUGGAAACUCGGAACUUCCAAAACAAAGAAACAAGCGUUUGCCACUUGUUUGUGAGUGGCAGAGACAAACUGUUUUGAUGUUCUGCAGCGAACGAUUUUGUCCACAGGGCUUUUUUGGUGAGAGUACUGUGGUUCAGCUCCACAUGAGAUUUGGGUGUCACUUACAACAUUCAUUGUUGCCCCUCCUGCAGCUCUCUGGGUUUGAAUCGUAUCUACGUGUCUUUAAUUAUGGCCAUGAGCUGCUCUACAAGUCUCUUUAAACGCACUUCUUAGCCUCUCUGUGGUGGAACAACAAGACACAGAUUUGGCGUUUACGUGUGCAUGUGUGUAUGUGCGAGUGUAGGACAGGUUGUGGGGUUUUGCUGUCUAAAGAAGCACUCAUUACUUCAAUACUAAAUCAAAAGCUGCCUAACAAACGCUUCAUUAAGCCUGACCAAUAGGCCUUCAGUAAUAGGGGUUGACCCCAGGUCCUGACCUGGAGACCCCCAGCCGCCUACAGGGGUGGCACCACAUAAAGACAACAUUGUGUGUUUUAUGAGACAUUACUAUUAUCAGUAUUGUUACCAUUAGCUCUGCUAACAUAGAAAUGAAAGUUUAUUAGUCAGGUGACUGUUGUAAACAUAGAAGCAGGUGAAAAGUGUCACUGUAGACUUUCAGAUGAAAAUAGGUGAAGAUAAACUGAUGGUUUCAGUCACUUUAGUUGCACUUGAAUUUUACUUUUGUUCAAUCAUUUGUUGGUUUUUCUGGAUUUUUCAAUUUAACUUAAAGGACCACAGCUGCACUAAAGUAAUAUUGAUUUUUAUUUAAUCCAGUGCACUAAGCUUUCAUUGUAGUGCUAAAUUAUUGGGAAGGUUUAUACUAUUUGAAGCUCACCUGAAAUGUAAAAAGUUUGUUUUUUUUUUUCCAAUAAAGUUUACUUUCUUUGACAAAAAAAGAAAAAAAAAUAAUAACCUGAUGGAAUACCUUUUUAAAAACUAAAUGUGGAUGUUUGGCUUUUAAUGGUAGAGAUACUGUAAAUAAUGAAUUAUCUAAACUGUUGCGCUCAUAUCUUUCGUCAAAUGACAGAACAGGGAAUUCAGUUUUUAUUGUACAGUGUACUUAUAGGAUUCAGAAUAGUCAAAGGGAGGUUUCAUAUAAAGUAAGUAAGCAUAACAAAAAAAUUCAAACAAAAUAUGUUUAGCUUUAGUAACUUUUAUUGACCUAAACAAUCCAACCAUUUUUUUCCUGUCUGGAAUUGUAGUACUUUGUUGUUCUCUAUUAGUCAAUCUCCAUUUCCCAGUGUUUUAAUUCACAGUAUAACCAUUUCUUUAUAAACUAGGUCUACGUUGAAAACCAAAGGUUGAAUUCUGAGUCCCUGCUGGACUACGAGGUCUUACUGAGAGAUUUAUUUUUUUAAGGAGGUAGCUUAAUCUCAUGAAUUUACUUUCCUUGGAAACUAAUCAACUCAUUUCAAUUCUAUUUUUUGAAUUUCUGGGUAUUAAGGACCGAACAUUAUCAGAAUACAUCUUGCUUUGGUGCAUUCCUGGUCAUUAAAGAACCAGUUAACCUCUUAGUCAUAAAAGCUACUGUGAGGAAUUUUUAACUGGUCAUGGAACAAAGUGAAAUAAAUGAUAAUAUCGCUUUAUGACCAGCAAAAACCAAAAACAAACAAAACAAAAAACAUUCAUAACAAGACAAUUACUCUAUUGCAAUUUUUCUUGAAGUAACAACUGCCACCUGUUUGUGUGAAAUAAAGUGUUUUUUAAAGUCAAAUGUAACAUUUACAGUGAAUAUUAUGUGGUUUUGUAUAAACCAGACUGUUUCUUCUGCUGCUUGCUUGAAACCUACCCCCUCUGCACUGGUUUCAGACGUUCAAAUUAUAAUUUAAAAAAGUCAUCAGUCAUGUUGCUGGUGGUCUUGUCUGCUUUUUGAUAUUAAAAAAAAGCAUCAACAUGAAUCCAUGUCUAUUUUAUAGACGUAAAAAAAAAACUCCUCACUGGAACUUUAAAGCAUGUUGAAGAAACUGCCAUUUAUACAUUUUCCACAGCAAAGAUUCACAAUAAGUGGUGUAAUUGACUCAAAAAAAAAAAGAAACAGGAUCACUUUCCAUAAGUAAUACAACCACCAUGUUCACUUGACUAGGUUUUGAUCACAAAGAUAUGAAAGUUCCCACUUAGCCCACAUGAGGCACCAAAAUCAACACACACCCAAAAGUUCCUCACAGGUGCUUUAAGUCUAGACUUGAUGUGUAGCUUUAUUCUGACAGCACAGAUGAGGGAAGGGUACUGAUCCUUCAAAGACAAAAUCAUGGCACUCUGUAUUUACAAGACCAAUAUUGAGUGUUGUCACCCUGACCAAACAGAUUACCAGCUUCUCUAUUCUCACACUUCAAACAUAGUCGUCUAUUUUUACAGCCUCUAUAAACUAUUAAGAGGAUCAGACGCUGUAUACUGGCUGAUUUUACUGAAGCGAAGGCCUGGCAAUCAUUCUAAAGCAUUGUUCUGUAAAAUAAAACUUAGAAAAUAGAAAUCAAAUGUUUUUUUUUAAAGCCUAGUAUAUACAUCUGUGUGUAUAUUUUCGACAGCCUAACGACAUAAUAACCAGCAUAAAUUGAAACUAUGUGUUUGCCACAGUCUGAAACAUUUUGUGGUUUGCUGAUGGCUGUCAGACAUUGAGGGUUUUCAGCCCAGCAAUAAUUUUAUUCCUCAAAACACAUUUUUACAUGUCAGUUUGACAUAAAUUAUAGUACAGUACAGUCAUUUGUUGGAAAAUCUAAUUAUGUUGUUUGUGUGUGAUGGUGCAUGUGUUUUUUCUCUCCUGUUAGGGUUUUUUUUUUUUUUUAUGAGUCAAUCUGUGCAUUUUCCUCUUGGUGUGUUCAGAUUCAGAACAGCUCAUCUUUGGCUGCUUUCUCUGAGGAUCGUCCAGAUUUGAUUGUGGGUUUUAUGGUUUACUGCUAAUUGUCCUGGCUGAUGGCAUAUUUUUCUUCACAUUUGGCUGUUUUUCGGGGAGUUUUUAGCCUGCUUUCCACUCAGGCUCUGCUUUUGAGUUCAUGCUCUACACAGAACUUUGUGGUUUAAAACAAAGAAGUGAUUCAACUUUGUCAUCUCCGUUUUCUUCCCUCUAUUACACACUCAUGUCCCUUUAGAUACAUUCAGUAGCUGAAAAAACAUCACAACCUUUUAUUCAUUUACUAUUAACCAAAAAAUUGAUUUUUAAAUUAAAUAGACAACUGUAGAUUAAAAAAAAAAAAAAAAAACACAACAGUUAAUGAACCUGACCAACACACACACAAAAACGCCAUUUUCCUUUAAGUAAUUACUCAGUUUCCUGAAAUAAAUGCAAAAACUGUAAGUUUAGAAGCAUAAAAAAUGUAUGAAUAGUCAAGAAAAUAUAAAGCGCCACAAUAUCCUACACUCACUGACAGUAAUGCACACAAUUAAAAGGAUCCAUUUCUUAUCUUUAAGUUUAGAAGAUCAAAUUCUGUUUAUCAUUAGAAAAAAACAUUUUAAAACUCUUACUGGAGCUGAAACAAAAACAGGAAAAGAUCAUCAUGUAAUCCUUUAACACAUCAGAUAACAGGAGAAAUCCACCUCAUGAUUCAACGAAACAAAAGAAUCAUUGUGUGAUGUGCAGAGGAGCAUUUGUACCCUCUGGUUUCUCUUAAUUGACUCUGAUUUAGUCAAAUGGAAAAUAUCAACUCAUUUUUGAGCUGUUUAUUACGUCUAAUAGCUUAUUGUGUGCCUAAUGGUUUCUGACUGAAAUCCUUAAACAAAGCCAGAUGUUGAUGAUAAAUUUAAAUUAAAUGCAUAGAGCUAAAAGUUCAAAGGUUUCAUGGCAUUUAUUUAUGAAGGAAGAACAACACUAGAAAUAUUUAAGAUUGAUAAAAUUGUGUGUGUGUGUGUGGGUGGGUGGGGGGUAUCUAUUUAUAAUCAGUGUAUACAUCUCAAAAGUUAUUGAAUCUUUACUUUCAGAUUCAGUGUAGAAAACAAUGGCACACGAGAGAACCAGCAGCUCAUGAGAUGGCUCUUCUUCACAUUAAAAUAUAUGUGAUGUAAUAUGGAAAUAUGUCGAGGGAGGACCAGGAGACUGAACCAGGGAAUGCCAGUAAAAGUAGAGGAAAAUAAACUCUGAAACUUGCAGGAUUCAGAAUGUUUUUCGGAUUUGAGUCGUAAUUGAAACCUUUUGUUAUUCCAAAGCAAUGAAAAGUCAAAACUGACAUUCAGAUGUGGUGGCCACCAUGCAAGAGUUUUAUUGCUGUCACUGUGAAAUCCAUCCAAACAUUCAUCUGAAGAGUGAAAGUCUGUCCAGUUUUAAAUGCAACAUUUUAUGUGCUUGGCAGAAUCCCAUAACAAAUCACUUUUAGUCACUCCCCAUUGAAUAAACACUACCUUUUCUCUGAAAUCACAAGCAUUCUUUCAAUGACCCUGAAACUUCUAAUUACCAUACAUUUCUCAGCCCUUUAAAUAAGGUAAUUAUACAAUAAAGCAGAAGACCGACUCAAACUCUCCGGUUAUCCGUUUCCCUGAAAAUGCUCCACCACAUUAUUGCCAUACCAGCAGAACAUUUUUUCAUAAUUUGCCGAAAAACAACCGAGUGUAACCAAAAUUCUCAUUUUGCCAAAGAUUGAUGGACUUCUCACAGAGUUGUGUGUGGUCGCACUGUCACGCAAGCUUUUUAUUAUGAACAAAAAAGACAAACAUGGUGGGAAAAAAAAGGACGUAACAAAAAAGAAAUGGAUGACCAACAAGGAUGAGACAAACAUUUAUGACUGGACGUUUUUAAUGUGAACAGGGGACUACGUAUAUGGGUCAGGUUAACUGUUUAGAUGUACCUACAAAUUGAAUCAGAAUGGCUGUGUUGCAUGCAUAUAAGAGACAUUACUCCACUUUGCUACCCGAGAAACACAGACGUAAAUGUGGUCACACAUGCUCAGUUGCCUGUCAGCACCAAGAGCCAUUGCUAUCACUGAUAACCUACCGCUCAGUUUAAACGCAACAAACACAGAAGUAAAGUUAAGCAUAUCUAGGUCUAUAAAGGACAGGUAAGUGAAAAUAAAUGUAUGUCUCUACUAAAGCAGGACACAAGACACUGGUGCUCCACAAAUCUUUUUUUUUUUCACUGACUGAGGUGAUAAAAUUUUGUUUUUACAUAUUUAGUGUUGGACCCGAUGAAAACUAAUUGUAAAUCUCACAUCCAAGGUUUGUUUUAGCAGAGUAAUCAGUCUCAUAGCGUAAAAUAAUUUUUCAAAUAGUCCUCCUCUGGCAAGACCACACUUGCCUGGCAGAUAAUACCCUACAGAUGAACUGCAAAAAAAAAAUUUGAAUAAAUAAAACAAUCCCCCUCUAACCCAAGGUGUAAAUAAUAUGUUACGCCCAAGGUCCGGACGAUUCGCGUUGAUCUGCAAAGUAACAGGCAGGCCAACCAAGCAUAACUGGUAACCAACAGGAAAACUAUGAUGGGGUUUUAAACCAUUUAUAAUCUAAAAAAUUAUGGUUCAUGUGAGCAAAGGUACUGUUUCUGGAAGUUAUUCUGGAGGAUAGGGUUUAGCCAGCUGUCCCAUAUUGGCUGAGACUUCCCGAAUCUCAUGUGCUUCUGAUAAAGAAUAUACAGAGCUUGUGGUGCACGAGUGUGGACAAGAUUUAUGGAAAAACAGAUUAAAAGCUACAAUAAACAAUGUAAAGGAAAAAAAAGAUAGGGGGGGUUAACUGGUCAGCGGCAAGUCUGGCAACUUUAUGUAAGACUUCACUUGAUCCCAUCAUUAAUUUUCAGUCGGCUACUGAGAUUUGCUUGACAUAAUACAGGGAUGCACAAUAAGCAAUAAAUAAACUUAGUGAAUCUUGCUUCUCUUUAAUCCAAUGGUGAGGGAAAACUUUCUUUCAUGGUCCUCUAUAAAUCAGCUGCCGGACAACAUCCCCACUACCUCACAUGACUCUGCUGAGGAGAACUGCAAGAAGUUUGUAGUCGAAACAUGUGGAGGUAAAAAGAAAACACACAGGUCUAGUUACAAGAAAUGUUCAACUUUUACCAGGCAGACACCUGGGGCUGAAGCAGACUCAUGUUAAACAGCCGUCUGCUGUGAUCUGAUGGGUUUAGAUUGAAAAGAGGGAUGGAUGGAGAUACAGACACAACAACAACAACAGCAGCAGCAGCAGCUCAUACAGACUCACAGUCACAAUGCUGAUAAUAAUGGGACCAGUGAGUUCACUAUUUAGAAGUACAGUAAUAGACUGAUCUUAAAGGGAUAUUCUGGCGUACAAUUGAUUUAGGGUCAAACACACCGUAACACCGAGUUAGACACCCCCUCUAGAGAUGAAUGUUGCCGACCGCUUGCUUCUCUAGUUAUACCAACUUUAGUAACGACCGCAGGAUAGCAAUACACAGCGGUCUGAGGAGCCAUACACAAACCUCAACCAAAACGCCACUUUAUAGCCACAAAUAAUGCUCAGAACAGCAUCUAACUUAAUCAACAGGACAGGGUCCCAGCCAUAGUACUAGCCAUCAAACAUCUUUUUAGCCUUGCCUGAUUUCUUUAACAAAGAGACUAAACACAACUCACGUACUCUCUUACGGCAGCCGCUUGUCCAGGCCAGUCCAUUACAGACUGCAGCAGGGUGACGCAGCUCAAGGAAGAACAUUUAUGAUCAUUUCUUCAUGGAAAUGUAAUCAGACGAGAUGCUAAGGCAGAAGAACUACCACGUCAGCAGUGCAAAAUGAUUAAUAUGAUGAUUGAUGGUGGUUAGAGUCAACUGCUCUGAUUUUACACUUACAAUAAUGAUGGUGAUAAUAGAGGUCGGAAUAGUAGUAAGCCUAUUAAUGAUCACAGUCGGAGUUGAAUUAGGUAAAGAGAUGUGGCACUUGGACCUGUAUACAUUACUCACCACGUUUUAGAUUUUCUGGGAGACGGUAAGAUUGAAGAGUGUCUAACAUUCAUGGUGUUUAAUUGCCUUCUUGUGCUGAUAUCAGUAUAUUUUCACCCUGUCAAGCCGCACUCCACCUUGUCGUCGUUCCCCGCCACAGCCCCAAACAGUCGAUUUUUCGUUGAAACUUUCAGGAUUUUUGUCGACCAAGAAUUUCUUUGGUUGAUUACAGCCCUAAUGAGGUAUAAUGAAACGCCAUCAGAGUGACCACACUCAAGAUUUUAAAAUUUUGUUUUGAAAAGUUGAGACUCAACAAAAAAACAAAAACAGGCUGUUUGUCUGUAUUUGUGUUUGUCCCUCUUCUGACUGGAUGUUGGUUUUGUUAUUUCCAGACCAGUGUGAAAGGAAAUUCUUUCAGCCUUCGUCAUUUUUUAUGAAUGCUAAUAAGAACUGAGAUCCUAAUGAAAACAACCUGAGGUGAUUUUUCAUGCAAUGAUUACACACAAAGCACAAAUGGUGGCAAUAUCAUCUUUCACAAAUGAUUGUUGCCCACAAAUUGAGAGUCCUUUGGGGCUGCUGCAAAUUCAUUCAGGGUUUGUAUGCUGUUUACUUUUAUGAGUGAAACAUGCCAAACUAUGAGAUGAAGAAAUGAUUUAAUGCAGCAAGCAUGCUGAGGAGGUUGACUCCCGAAAUGCUUGCCUGGACCCACUUUGGUUGGCAUGAAAAUUAUUUGUACAAAAUUAACCAGCUUUGUGUUGACUUACCCUCAGCUCUGACUUUGUCUCUGUGUAUGUGUAGGUUCAUAACUGUAACCCUCAAGUUGAUAUGGGUUGGAAAAACCAUAAAGUUGAGUCCCAUUUACACCCAGGAUAACUAAAACCAGAUGAUGCUCCUAAUAAGUGCUUUAACAUGCUGCUCAAAAAAAUUGUUUUUGUCGUAUCAUCUGUUUACAGCUAAACCAUGUUUACAACUGUUGCAACAAUGCGCUUAACACUAUGACGUAGCUCCCAAGAGUGUCGUUUCAUGAGAGUUAAUUGAAAAAUAGCUACGUUGACAGUAUGCAGCGGCGUGUUGGAAGAGACAGCCACACGGAAAGCCCCGUCGUUUUUGCACCAAAGCUGUUUUUAAUCCCCAUAGUCUGGGAAAAGGGAGCAUCGGUUGUGAGUGUGUGUGUGUUUAUGUGUGUGUGUGGGUAUAUUCGUGUCAGCAGGACCGGGACCAGGUGACCCAGUCUGACCUGACUCAGCCAGGUCUCAUAAAAGCAGCAUUGAGGCCUGGAGUCCAGGAGGCCUGGAGACACAGCACUGCUUUUGUUGCCCUACCCAAGGUGUAUUCCCCCUGGAGGGAGCAGGGGCAAGGGGGUGGGGGUGGAGGGUGAGGAGGGGGGUUACUCAUUAGAGAGAAAGAAACCAUUCCUUGGUCUGGGCGCACAUUAUUUCAUAGUUUAUUGGCUAAAGUAAAACAGUUUCUGUUUUUUUAUGUGUGUUUUCUUCAACCACUUGGCCGUUUUUUUUUUUUUUUGCUCUCCUCCCAUGCUGCUUUACAACGAUUUGUUUCUUUCUCUUAUUAAUCCAGUUUCAAGUAUGGCUCUAAUUAAUAGGACUCUGUUCACUUCUACACAUGGCAUGCCAGAUGCUUAAAACUCCUUCAUACGAGCUCCCCCUCCCUCUCUUUUCCUCUGUUACUCCCCUCUUUUUUCCAUCUUUUUUCCUUUAGCUUUCAACACUUUAUUUUUUCCUCUAUCCCAAUCCUUUUAUACAUCUGGCUUUCAUACUUCUUAUUUCACUCUUUGAAUUUGAUUGGUUAAAACUCGACUUAAACGGCUCCAAAGCUGCAUCUGUGGUAGGAUCCUCCGUCCUAUAUUUACUCCUUCAUUCUUCAAGGUCAAUUGCAGCUUUCAAUGGGCCUUCAGCAUGUGUGAACGCAGUGUGUUUUCCACUGAUUGCUUGCCCAUGAACAUGAUUAAAGUCACAGAACAUCUGUGUAUGUUCACUCCUGCAACCCUACAUGUCUGUGCUUGUGUGUUUCUGUGUUCUGCUUUUUAGAGAGGCAUGUGUAUGCAUAUGUUUUGCAAAAUGUGACCAUUCCACACCAUGAAUGUAAUCGCUUUUAUAAUCACUGCACACUUUGUCCAACAUGUGUUUGACAGUCUUUGAUCCUCAAACACAAAAGUUCUUUGUGAAAAUAGUCGCUGGGACUCUCCCUGACUGGCCCUCUCAGUGAAGAAAAACCGCAGCAGAGCCAAGCAGCUACAGAAAAAAAUGUCAAUAUGGGAAAUAUGACUUUAAAAACAACUGCACUGACUGUGAGGCUCUGUGAACGUGCGAUAUGUACAGUGAUUGCAUAUGUGUGGGAAGACACAGGAGUUUUUAAACAAAAUAAGGUUUAUACUCUGAUAAUAGUAGCACAGAGGUCUUAUUGUGUCUCCAACAGUUCAUCCACUGAGAUUUUACAUUUAAGAGAACAGAAAAAAAAACUCUCAUUAUGAUGCACUGAAUAAACUCUAGCCUUCAUGUUGACUCAACAACUCUUUGCUGUUUUAAGAAGGACCAGACAUCGUUUUUUUUUCUCAGGAAGAUAAGAUUGAUUCUCGUGCUGUCUGUUCUUAUUAGGGAUACUGGUGCUUGAUUAAAUCUGAACUAUCGUAAAUACUGUUUGUAUUUUACAGAGAUUUUAGGUUUUAAUGGUUUCUUAUACGCUCCUGGGUGAACUUAAAUUUAAAGGAGAGGGUUUGUCGGGUUAUUUUACACAAACUGGAAAGAAACUCUGCUAUGAAAAAGUUAUGUAUGGUAUAGCUUGAGCUAUCAGGUAAGUUCAGUCAUAUCAAAAAUAUACCGUUCAACCACAUUUUUUGUCAGAGGUGAAGGGUCAUAUAACUCUGAGGUUAUUUAUUCCUGUUAAAAGUUUUGGAUUCAUUUGUCCAAGUUUCAAGAUGUCUGUCAAAUACUGUGGAGUGGAAUGGAUAUACACACUCCAAACCUGGUCCAGACCUUUUUACCAAAGAUGUGGUUCCUAUAAAAACUGUCCAUGAAGAAGAACAGAUUCCUGGGUCAAUAUUUAUUUGUUUGUUUGUUUUACCAGAACACAUUUCCUCUGCAUUGUAGUGUACUGUAUUAUCUGGUUAAUCAGGAAUAGGAUACUGUAUCUCCAUGUGACGGGUGUUUACUAAAGGUCUUUGGAGUUAAUCUGUCAAUUGUAGAUAGUUUAAUAUUAGAUUAAUAAGCAGCUUUCCCUCUAUUUUUACUAAUUAAUGUUUAAUGAAGUUUAACAAUUUAAUGAUAACAUAUGAGAGUUAAUUCAUACAUAAUUCUAUUACUCCAGGCACAGUGCAGCCUAAUAUACAUUGUUAUGUAAACCAAUAACGUGUUUUGAUGGAUUUUCAAUCAAUUCAUGAAAUCAGAAAAUUCAUUGGGUUAUUGCUACAGAUUGUUAUGUCAGACGUAAUAUAAAAUGAGAUAACGUGUAAUUAUGAACUGAGAAGUUAGGCAAACAUUUAUUGUAGAAACUGUUCUAUACAAUAUUUUUAAGUGUUUAUGUUUAUUAAUUGAUACCAGACAAAUAGCCAAUCAAAGUGAACAAACACAUUAGUUUUAUUCAACGGUGUUCACUCACACUGCAAAGUCUGCUCUACAUUGAUGAGGCUGCCUGCAGCGCCAUCAGACAUAAAUUGUUUAUUUUUCAAGUUGGCCUCUGGAAAGCAGGUAUCGGCUCAUACUGAUUAUUACAAACUUAAAUCGACAGACCCAUUUAACCCUAGAACACUAUUGCCAGAUGAUUUUCACCCAACCAAACAUGUUUACGUGAUUUUCAUUAUGUUGCGUUAGUCUGAGUAUCAUGGGUCUCUGGGUAGCUUCAGCAUUGCCUUUGACAUCUUUGAAGGCGUAUUUGUUUCCCUGAUCCAAAACCUGUUAAAGUUUGUAUAUAUAUAUAUUUUAGGAAUUUUUUGUUCAUGAAUGCCGAAUUUCAGUUAUUUUGUUGCAUUUUUAUAUGGUCCCCUUAUGGCACUUUUUUUCUCUCCCUUUGGACAUUGUACAGUUGAAAAUGGAAGAAAACUACUUCAAUUCGUCAUGUUUGUCCUAUUUUGAUAUAUUUUGAUGAAAAGUACUUUUUCUUGGGUAUAUUAUUUUGGGUAAAAAUCACCCGGCGAAACUAGUGUUACUAAUUUUAGCAAUAGUGUUCUAGGGUUAAUCAACCUGACUGAUGAAUCUUUCAGUCUGCAGUGUGAAGUAAAGUUCUUGCUUUCUGUCCUGUAAUUGUCUGCUCCUGCCCAAAAUUAUACUUCUAUUUGGGAAACAGUUUACUUUGCAGUAGCACUGUGACAAAUAUGUUUCUGUGUGUGUGUUAAAAUGUUAGAUGUAGCUGUAGUUCAUUUGUCCAGUGUUAGUUUUGGUAUUUAAACAGUGUUGGGCUGUGUCCCUGCAUUUAUCAGAGUAGUUUUUUGAUGUAUUCCUAAUUCUAUAAUUCUCUCAGUCCGUUUCACCCUCCCUGGGUGCUUGAUCCCCGUGUAGAAACAGGCCCAAAACAACAAGACAUUCUUUGGCUGAGCUGUAUUUACCACAGCUCCACCACACAGAGUGAAGCUCCACCCACUCAUGAAAUCACUGAAGGGGAUGAGUUGGUCAUACAGAGAGGAAGAGGAAUUGUCCUUAUUUGACAUUUCCACAGUUGACAGAUCUACACUGAGUCCUCAGAGACAGGGAAGGUGAGACUCUGCGGCGUAUGUGUGCUCUUUCACACACUUCGAGUGGACAGGAAUGUGUGGUGUACAGUGGGGGUACAGGGAAUGAGUAGGCUGUGAGUGUGUGUAGGUCUGUAGCUGUAAAGGGUUAAUUGUACCCAUGUUGUGGCUGGCUGUUCUCAGGCAGGCUGGCAGAGGGAACAGAGAGCUCCCUUCAUGAUACAGUUCUGCUGAUUGAAAUCAUAUGGCACUGCCUGAAAUCAUUGCACUACUUUUAAGACAGACAAAGAGUGUCGCACACAAUCUGCUUUUCGACUUUGCGCUCUUUCAACUCUUUUGUUCUUCCUCUUUCUCUAGUUUUAUACAUUUGCUUCUAAUGUUUUCAAGGUUAAGUUUUGGUGGUAUAAAAAGUCUGCUCGCUCCGUGGAUAGAAAUGACUGUCUAACCUCUUUCUUUUCUUCCCUUCUUUUUCAGAGUCUGGACCCAGUUAGGUCUCGGUCCCUCUUUUCCUCCCUCUCCUCCUCAUCAUCCAUCUCACCUCCCUGCAGCCUGACAUCAGUGGAGAAAGCAGCUGGGAAGGGCUGGAUGGCACCAGUCCUUUCCAAACUCUCUGUAGGCCCCUGAAGAAGACAAAGAAGGAAGUGGAAACAAGCAGGCAGUCUGAAAAGUCACCUGAACUACCAGCAGUUCUUUUCAAGAUGGCAGCCAACAGGGAGCAUCAAGUGCGCCACAUGACCAGCUUCCCUCGUACCAUGUAUCCAUUCACCUUUAACUCCAUGCGAAGCCACUCCCCCUUCGACCUGCUGGCCAGUAGCCACCUCUUCAGCCGGUUUGGGGCAGACCUUCCCAAAGAGAUGGCUGCAUUGUGUGAGUAAUGUACAGCUUGAAGUUUUCCUUUACAAACCUGCCCCUUAAAUUAGGGUGACCAUACGUCCUUUACGUACGUCCUUUGAGGCGGGACUUUCCCCUACAAUCCUACAAAAAAUAUUGUGUCUGGGGAAGUUUAUAAAAUCCUUCAAUUGUCUGCAGUUUUGUAUGGAAGUUUCAAGUUUGUGUCACGUGGACUUACUGAGUGAAAAGCGCGUAAAAGACACUCGAUCUAACCCGAUAAACUCUCAAAAUUAACUUUGUGCGACUCCAUGACUCCGCCCCCGCAUAGUCAUGUCCUCUUUUUGGGAAGUCAGAAGAUGGUCAUCCUACUUUAAAUGACCUCUGAAUCUCAAUCAAUCAGAUUUAAUUUAUAAAGCACUAUUCACACAAUGAUGCUGCAACGCAAAGUGCUGCACAUAAUAGCUGAAACAUUGUUCUUUUAAUCAGGGUACCUGCCGAGUCUUAAAAAGUCUUAAAAUGUCUAAAAUUCUGUUAAAAUCGUAUAAAAUGUCUUAAAUAUGAUUUUGAAAGGUCUUAAAAAUGUAUUUCCUUCACUUACAAAAAAAAUAACAUGCCAUACAAAUAAAGAUCGAUUUGAAGUAAUGUAAAAUCUUCUGGUUUUCCUUCAUAGCUUUUGUACUUUAAAACCUGCAGAGACCCUGUUUGAUGUAUUUGGUAUAAGUGUAUUAUUUUAACUCACUCUGUUGACUUUCAUUGGCAUUUACAAGGCAGAAUGAUUCUCAUUUAACCUCUUAAGCCAAAUUUGGCAAAAUUAAACAUCAUAAAAAUAUCAUAAAAAUAUCUAAUAUAACCAUGUGUUUCAGCUUGUCCUUGGUUCACUCAGGAGGCAAGAAAUUGUAAUCCGAAACCCUUUCACAUGACAGGAUAGUGGGCCAGAUUUCCUUUUUUUUCAUGUCCUGAUCUGUGCAAAACAGCAGGGGACUCUACAAAAAGCCUUCGGGGCCAAUUUUAGAUUUUAAUCAGGCUUUGAAUCAUGCAUCAAGUGGGAAUACAACAAGAAAAACAGAGAAGAAAAUUAGGGUAGGAGCGAAGAAGAGGGUACUUUUCCAUGUGGUUAACCAGGCAGAUGGCAUGGAGGGCAGCCUGGAAAAAACAGCAAAUAUUACAUUUCCUCUUGACUAACUUGUUGCUUUUCAUCGGCUCGAAAACUUCUGAACAGCUAGAAGCAGAAAUGUAAACACGUGGAGUUUGAGGAGGAUGAGGGAGCAUCUCACUUGAACUGAGUUCUACAGAAACAGUUUUGAGCCACAGGGGGCGCUGUUGCACUUCACAGUCAUGGGGAAGUCUAUGUGAGGAAGCUCAUCCCUACAGAGAGACACUGAAACACUGAGACUGACAGCAAAUGUCUGAAGUUCAAUCUCCUUUUUAUUUUGAAACUUAUUUCUUAACAGGAUAAACUGUGAAUUUUCCCUUUUCACUUCUCCUCCUUGUUUUUAAAAGUGUAAAACUUACAUAACUGGGUGUGGCUGUGGCUUAGAAGUAGAGUUGGUCGACUCUAGAUUGGAAGGUUAAGGGUUCAAGUUAGGUCCUGCUGUGCACAUGCCAAAGUGUCCUCAGGCAAGACACUUAACCCCAAUCUUCAUCUGGCGGUGUGGCUAGGACUAGUUUAUACUGAUGGGCGCUAAACAUAGCAGCUUGAAAAAUGUAAUGUCAAAGUGCUCAGAAAACCGGAGAAAGAGCUAAAUAAAUACAGUUCUUUAAAUAUUCAUAAUUCAUACUGUUUCACGCCAAACUCAGAGCUAUUGACUGUUUAUAAAAGGGAGUGAAACUUAUGAGUAAACAGAAAAGAGGAUGUAAAAUGCCACCCGUAGUAUUUUCUGGGGUAAUAGUUAAAGUCUCUCCGGACACAUUCAGCAUCAUUGCUUUGUUGUGCUUCUUCAGAUGACACUCCUUUCUUUAAACCUCAUUAUUAAGCUAACAUGAAGCUCUGAUAUUAUACAUUUUAUUUGUUUAAUCACCUGUAAAGUGCAGCUCUACGAGCAGAGAUCAUGCAUGCAGCAUUUGAAUCAAGUUUAUCGCCAAGUAGGUAUAUACAUACAAGGAAAUUGUCUUUGUGGUUUUGGUGCAAAAAAUAGACAAGUAAACAGCGUCUGUCAAUAAAUUGAAAUAGAAUAUGAAAGAAAUGAAAAAAACAAAAACAAAUACAAUAUGAAAUAAUAAGAUGAUAAUGAGUGCCAAAAUCUGACAGUAUAAGACUCAGAGACAGAGUUGAUAGUAAAUAUACAACAUACUCUGUAACCAUUACCUCUGUCUGAUCCAAAAUUAAUUACUUUUAGUCCAGUGGCUUAGCGAAACGAUUGUGCACUUGCUGAUACAAGUGCUAAACUUUGAAUAAGGCUUCCCUUGGACAUACUAAAGCUUUUUAGCCUAGGAGGCCAUCACAGAUCUUGGAAGUAUCCAUAUAGAACACAAAAGUUGUUUUUCUGUUAAAAAAUAAAUAAAUUUUUGAGUCAUAAGCAGAACAUUGGUGAUAAAUUGUUUUUUUGUCCACUUAAGAGGGUGAAACUGAUUUUAAUUUGUUCACUAAUUAUUAAACCUCCAAAAUGAUGUGUAAAAUAGAGUAUCAAGACACCUGGUACAUGUAUUCCCUUAAUAAAGUACUGCACAAUAUAGGCAGAUUAAAAAAAAAGAAGUGUGUUAUGUUAUGUAAAGAGCUCUCACUCCAUUUUUGUUUAAAAUUUAAGCAUCACAUUGCUCUAAUUCACUAUAAGUCUCUUGACUGUUUUUAUUCAAAUAAAUCCUUUUUUUCUGAUUGUCUUGGGACUCUGCAGCUUUCUAUACACAGAAACCUGAUGGGUAUCUGUCAUCCUGUGAGUCUCACUCCAGCUGCAGAAAUACCUGCUGAACACUCCUGUCAGUCACAGUGUGUGUCAUUUGUUUGCACACAGUGAUAUGUUCAGUGAACAGUAGUUAUCUAUUUAUCUCCAGUUGCUCUCCGGAGUCUCUCGUCCAACACGGAGUAUAGUAGCGCUCAGUAUGUCGUUACAUCUCUGACAUGUUGCCUGUGGGGCGCACCCUGCAUAGAGACAGAGAUAGAGAGAUACGUGAUGCUGCUGUGUGUGUCAGUGGAGACAGACGAGACAAAAACAGAGACACCUGUCAGGAACUUUCAUAAUCUCUACACCGCCGUGUCAUUUAUCUCUGACACUUCCACUUAAUUUUAUGAUCAGCUGCUUUACCUGCUGACACCUACAAGACUGACAGGUCUUCUUACCGGGUAGAAAAUAAAAGUGAGACAGCAUUUACUGCUUCACUGGCCUAAAGUGACGCUUAAGGGUUCAAGCAACAUAACUUAAACAAGUUUAGAUGCCGACUGUCAGGCUGUAUGUAGACUGAGAGCCAUUCCUACAAGUUCAUCAGGAACCUCUUCCUUUUUUGAGGAGGUAAGUAACCUCUAAGUGUCAUUACAGAUUGUUUAGGACAUCAUUGCUUAAAUUAAAGAAGAUUGUAUGAAAAAAGCUCUUAGUAUGGGUUUGAAAAGUCAUAGUAGUGUAGAAGAACACCUUAGUAAAGUGCAUAUCACCUACAGUACAUAACUUCCUACUUUUACAUUAGUGAUCUUAUUUGCUCAAUAUAAGUCACUGUCUAUCGUUUUCACUCAAAAUCAAACUAAACUCUCCAGGUGGACUCUUCAACACAGUAAGCUAGAGAACAGCAUCCGAAAAUGACACUAAAGCUGUAAGCUGAAUACUGUGGUUCAUUCAAACAAGGUUGUUGUUAUUAGUCAAUUCAGACUUUCCCAGAUAUACAGCAGAGACCUUUUUGAAUGUUCAGGAUUCAGCUAUCCUCUGUGUCUCACUGAAAAAAUGAACUGAAACUGAAACUGAAAGUCCAUCAUAGCAUCACACAAUGAGGAGGAACAAAACCUGGGGGAAGUAAUGACCAGUACAGGUGUCCAUAUGUGUUUUUUUUUUCUUUUUCUUUUUUUUGUUCUGUCAUGAUAGCAGCACAGCAAGUUGAUCGCUACUGAUCCAUUCAAAUUAUUAUUAUUUUAUUCACCCCACAGUGGGGAAAUUUGAAGAUGAGAGUUAAAAAAAAAAACAAUCAUUCUCAAAAGAUUUUUUCCCCAUCCUGAGCGCUAUUAUCUUUAUUAAAUAAGGGGAUAAAAUAUGACGGAGCAUUUGGGCCACAUAAAGAAAAAAAAAUUAAGACUUUGAGAUUAUAGUCAUUAAUUUUUUAUGAAUAAAGUCAUAACUAAUGAGAAUAAAGUCAUAAUAAUGUAAUUACAAGAAUAAAGUCAUAAAGUAUUUCAAGUAAGUAAAAUCAUUACUUACUUGCGAGAAUAAAGUCAUAAUUUAAGUAAUUACUUACGAGAAUAGAGCCGAACUAAGAUCAUUACUCAUAUAGAAGAAUAAAGUCGUAAUAAAGUAAUUACUUACAUGAAUAAAGUUGUGAUAUAAUCACGAUGAUACUUAUGAUAAUGUGGUGCUGAUGUGCCAAAAGAAUAAGUGUCUCCUUGUUUGAGAAACCUAUAUUGAAGUACAUUUUCACGAAAUGCUCCAUGGCUCUUAUUUCAACAACUGCCAUCUUAUACAACAGGUUUGAAUAAAAGGACUUUAUUCUGACUCUAUUCUCAUAAGUAAUUACUUUAUUACAACUUUAUUCUCUUAAGUAAUUACUUCAAAUCAGUUCAAGUGGACUCAGUUAUAUUCCCUCCUGGAGCCCAUUCUCGCAAGUAAAUGACUUUAAUCUCGAAGUCUUAAUUUUUUGUUUCUUUAUGUGGCUCUAAUACUCUGUUGUAAUAAAAACAUAGACAGUUAUAUUAUGAGAAUAAGGAAAGCAAAGGUUUUUUAGUCCAGUGGGUCCACAAGUGACGCUUUAUGUCAGUUGGGUCCUGGAACUUUAAGUUUAACCUCCAAGCUUUGUCCAGUAUCUCAAGCACCCUCUUAAACAUCAUGUUUGAAGCUCAUUUAUCAUCAGUAAGAGUUUCUGUAGUUAUUUUACAAACACUGUAGACAUGCCUUCUGUACACUGAUAGUUUGUUGUGGAAGUUUGCCAACAAGAGUUUCCAGCUCUGAUUAUUUUCCAGGCAGAGCACUUAUUGUGCAAAUAACGAAUCCGUUCUUGAGCCAGGAGAGGAGCCGCUGAAUGUAACUACAUAUCUGUGAUCACAUGUGAGGGAAAAAAGAUUCAAAAUUACAGUUGAGGUUUAAGUAGGAUUUGCAAAUGAACUGAAACCAAGUUUCAGUCAGAAUGAGAUGAGGGCUGAACUCUGGACUCUGCUCUAAUGCUCUGAAACGUAAAACAUCCCCAGACUUGAAAUUAGAGGAUGUCGACAUCAAAAGCUCCCUGCUGAGCGUUCAAUCAUACAGUAUUCACUCCUUGUUCGAACAGCUCUCACUUCUUACAAGACCACACAAGAAACUCAAUUUGGCUCAGCUUUUUUUUUAUGCCCAGUGCUUCUUUGGAUUAGUGUAAAAACAUGAUACCAUCCUCAAGUUUUCUCUGGAUGGGGUAAAUUUGCCUCUCGAACUGUUUUGUAACAAUGUAAUCUGUCUCUUUCUGACAGUAGGAUCAAAACUGUGGAUCAUGAGAAUCAUAACUUAGUUGUGAAAGGAAAUUUGAUUUGGGCGAUUGUUAGGGAAAGACGUGUAUUUUUCCACAAUGAACACAAUGUCCUUCAGUAAUUUUCUGUUCUAGUCACAUCUUGCUCUUUGUAAUGUUUGGAGUGUGAGUGCGUGUGUGUGAGUGUGUUCCUGUGUGCGUGUGUGUGUGGUAUCAGUAACUCGAACCUGAAAGCACAGAGCACUUCUUGUGUGUUGUUCUUUGUGUCUUUCAUCGCUGGCACUCUGUUCAGCGCACGCACAUUUACACACAUAAUUGUCCAUGCAUCUAAACACACACACACACACACACACACAGAUUUCCACUGCCACUCUGUAGGCUGCACAUUCCAACACCCAUGAAUAUCACAAACCAGCAGUCUCACACUCCUUUGCUCUACAUUUGUGACUAUAUUUGUGUGCUCGUUGAUGACCGCUGUGAGACUUUGUGCAAAUAUCUGCAGCCGAGCUGGAGGAGCUGAAACACUCAGACAGAAAGAGAGGCCAUUGUUCUGUGUGUGUGUGUGUGUGUGUGUGUGUGUGUAAAUGUGUGUGUAAGACAUGAAGAACCUGAUUGUGAAUUCUUUUAAUAUGACUCGCCUCUCUUUAAAAAAUGUUUGCGUGAAAGGUAAAAGCUGCAGUUUUUCUAGCUUUAAAGAAAGUUUGUGCUGGUUAAAAGAGAAAGAAGUGAAAAAAAAUCAAUGUUUUCAUUUAUUCCUCCCAUUAGCUGUGCUUCUGAGUUUCUCUUACCUCAACAGGGGACAGUGCUGUGAUGCAGGGGAGGGGGCAUAAUUCUCCCAAGGUGUGGGGAGAUCUCAGUAUGCUGAUACUGUGCAACUCUGCUCCCUGCAGUGCGUCAUUGUGAUAGGUGCGAGGGUGUGUUUGUGUGUGUGGCUUCUGGCUGUAAUGAGGAGCGACAGGUAAAAAAAAAACUAACUAAAAACAAGAUAAGGGAAUCACGAUAGCAAUACCCAUUAAAUGAAUAAUAAAAGUGAAGAGAAAAACAGCAGGCAGGGACUGGGAGCACCUUAUUGUCUUCAAAAAAGUAAUAAACAGAGAGAAAAGGAUUCAGGGGCUCAAGUCCAAAAAAAGUCCAAAACUGAAGAGAAACAAAGAAAACAGAGAUUUUUUUGCCUCUCAAGUGCAGAAUGAAACAUACAAAGCCACAGGCAGGACUGUUUGGAAAGUAUGUGUGUGUGUGUGUGUGUGUGUGUGUGUGUGUGUGUGUGUGUGUGUGUGUGUGUGUGUGUGUGUGUGUGUGUGUGUGUGUGUGUGUGUGUGUGUGUGUGUGUGUGUGUGUGAAGGGGGGGUGUUAAAGCCCCAGUGGGGGUUUCUUCAAGAGUUCAUCCCUCUUUAACAAGGGAAGGAAAGGGAGGAGGGAGAGGCUGUCUCAUAUACAGACUAUCCAGACUCAGGGCCAGUGUGGUUCACACUUCACUGUGACUGAAGUAUCCAAUGAGCUCCAGGAGGUAAUAUAACUGAGUCCACUUGAACUGAUUUGAAGGAAUUGAAUUAGGUUUGCACACAUGCCAGGGAGAGAAAAAGAGAGGAAUAAAACCACCAACAAUAGAGAGACGUGGAGAUGGAUAAUCAUUUAGAAAGGAAUAAAAACUUAUUUAGUCUGAAAUAGAUCAGACUUUAACCCUUUGACUCAACAGAACAGGGCAUAAUCACAGACUUUUAACUAAAAUUAACACCAGCAGACUUGACUGACUGUGAAGCCAAAACAUGUAGAGCUCCCUCUGCUGACCGAUUGCAGAAUAGCUGAUAAACCUCACCUCCCUGUUUUACAGGUUAAGCAUGGGCCGAAUUAUAACAUUUCAUUACACGUACGUUAUUAGUUUUUACGCUGAUUUAUGUUAAAGUGUUAUUUUUUGGGUGAAAUUUAGUGUGAGUUAGUUUUUGAUUUUUAUAAGAGGAUUGAUUAACAAUACUGUAGACAAAUGCAGCAUUCUGUGCAGGAUUAGCAGGAGAGUAACAGUGAGAGAAAAUGUGACAAGUGGUCACGAUAAAAAAUUUGAGGGAUAAGAAAAUCUGAAUCCACUGUUUAUAUGGGUGCAAAAUCAAAUAAUGGGAUCAUGACGUGCGUAUACAUGCACCAAGCUUUAUUCAGAUUAGAGGCAUUUGGACAUGUGCAGAGUUGUCUGAUUUCGCUAAAACAACUGCAGAAGAAGAGUUGUAUUUAAGCCUGUGCUGUCAACAAACCAACAAACGUGUUAGUGUCUCACUCCAUACAAUUCAGGAUUUUACCUCCUCUUAAAUGUUGUCACUAAAUGGCGCCCUUGCAUACUUGUGUUACUGUUCUGUCAAAGGUUGCACUGUGCGUGCAGAUGUGACAUCAUUAUGCUGUAUGUACGCCUUGUUACGUUGGCGGAGGAGCAGACAAGGCACCUGCGGUUGUGUUUUAUGCCAGAGUGUUAAUAAUGAAACAUCCUGUACUGGCUAAAGAGUGAAGGUCGAGUCAGGUAAUGGAGUCACGAUUGGAAUAAUUGUUUACAUGGACGCGUUUUGGAAAAACGAUCGGUAUAAACCACCCCUCUUGAUCAGAAUAGAAUUUCUUUCUGAUUGAGCUGAAUUAGAUCAGAAUCUUCCGAUACACAUGUUUGCAUUAUGCUGUUUGUUAAUUCUGAUUGGGCAUUUAUUCUGAUUAUUUGUUCCCACGUAAAUUCAGCUAUUGAGUGUCUACUUCAAAUCAACACUGUUCCACUGUGGGGAUCUCUAGUGUCCUAUCAGUACAUUUAAUGCUUGUUUUAAAAAUGGGACAUCAGUUCUGCUACUUAACUGGCCAUGUCGCUUCUGCACAUGCCUUGGCUGCACCAACACAGUUAGUCAGUUCGUAUGAAGGCACUGUGCAGAAAUUAGAGCAUGCUGUCAGUUAUAUAGACAGUCCAUUGUCAUAGCUUCACUAAAUAUGAUUUGUGACUGUGUAAGUGUGGUUUUCUGACCUUACUUUGCCAAGGGUUGGUACAAAUGUACAUUUUCUAAACUUGUCUCCAUUAAUACUCAUUUGCUAGGCUUUGUAGAUUCCUUAUACCCUGCAACCUUUUUUUUUAUAAAGCUUACUAAAACAAACUGGAUGAUUUGGCACUAAUACAUAUAAAUACAGACAUUGCUCACCAUUCAAGCACAUAGAUGCAAGAACACAGAUAUGUGCAAAAUUUGAAUUUUACACAGAACUAAGCAUCAUUCAAUUUACAAUACUGCUGAAAAGGAGAAAACCUAAUGUAUACUGAUUUAAAAUGCACACUUUAUAAGGGAACACUCAUUAAUUAAAAGCUUUUCAUUUGCAAAGCACAGCUUGAUUUUCAACUUCUUUUUGCAAUCAUCUGGCAGAACGUGUGAUAUUAAACAUUAGAAGUCCCUGUUUUCUCCUGCUCUAAAUUUGCACCAGUUUAACUCCUAUAAACACCAAAAUAAAGCAUUAAAUAUCAAUCAAAGUGAAAAAUAAAAAUCCGUACUCUUUGGCUUUCAGUACAGAGGGAGCAGGAUGAACCUGAGGUGUACUUGGACCAGAUAAAACAGCAUCACUUAACUAAGAAAGGUGAAAAUUUUAAUAGAUGACUUGAGUUGGUUUGUCACUCGUGCAUAUACUCAUACUCUCUGAGGCUUGAUAUCUAAAGUUCACAUUUUGGAGUAGAGGCAAUAUUUUCACUCUAGAGAAACAGCAAAAAAGAUGAAGCAGAAUAAGUAGAGAAAAGGGGAAGAAAAAGUAAAGAGUGGGGGAGCUGAUAUGCGCAGUGUUUGUUUUCAUUUUCAGAUUAUGAAAUAUGAAGACGCCAGUUGGAAAACUUUAGGGAGAAAAAAGGGGGAGGGAGGGAAAAGUUUGGUACAUGACAAAUCAGAAAGCAGGUACACUCCCCUUCAGGCAGCUAAGCCCCUCCCGUGUCUGCUUCCCAGACCCCGCCUCCUUUUCUGUGUGCUGAGAGAGCAUGCAGAUAGUUGGAUAGUGUGUGGUGAAGUGUGAGAGGCCCAGAGAGCUGCAGAGAGGGGAGCUUAGAUCAGUUACAGCAGGCAAGACAGAGCAGGAAGACACAGAAAGUGUUCUUUGGGCAGAAAUAAGGAGAGAAAGAAGGAAUUUUCUCUAUUUAGUAGACAGAGGAGAGGCAGUCAGGGGGGCAGAGACAGGGGCAACAAGAGACAGACAGACAGGGAACACCUGGACCAAGCAGAGCAUUAAGUUACCUUCAGUCUCAGGGAGCCUUUCCUCACAUUUUACAGCCAAGCUCUUUUAGUUUGGCUACAGAACAAAAGUAGGACUAGCUGUGAUUUUAGGGGAGCAUGUUUGACUGCAUGGAGGCCCUGGGUCUGGCCCCGCGGCCCCUCUUUGAUGUGUCGGCACAAGGCUCCUGCAUGCUCAGCAAGGCAACCCCUUACUUCUCCGGCCUGGACCCGUUCGCUUGGACCGGGACAGGCAGCAUUCAGUGUGAGUACUCCAUCCUGUCCAUCAGACUGGAAAAGAGCAGCUGAGUGUGUGUGUGUGUGUGUGUGUGUGUGUGUGUGUGUGUGUGUGUGUGUGUGUGUGUGUGUGUUAGUGUGUGUGAGCUUAUCAGAGUCCUGGUUUUGUUAUCAUAGAGCUCUCUCCACAGGAAGAGUCAGAUUCCUUUCGAUUCCCUCUACCCAUUCUCACCCUGUGUUGUUUGUUUAUGUGCUAGGCGUGCUUUGUGAGAGUGAGUGAGUGAGCUGGGGGAGUGCAUAUUUAUACAUCAUCAUGUUUGUUUUCUUUAUGAAUGACUUCACCUGAUUGACAGCUCUUUUAAACAAUUCUGGGGACCUGACCCCAUCGAUGUGUCCAGAACACAACAACAGCAGACGUCCAAACAGAAACAGCUCUGACAGAUUGGAGGCAAAUGGGCCCUGAAAUCACAUGGUUGUGAUUCGGCCCAUGUACCCAACACACAGGGGGAAAAGAAACAGAAGUAAACAAAUGAUGCUAAAAACGGGCUCAUUAUAAUGUCAAAAUAUGAGUAAUCCCAUACCCUCUGUGGUUCGUUGGCAUGCACUUUGUUGAAGUUUGCAAAACUUAAAUCAUUUCGAGUUAUGUUCGUCUGCAGAGCAGAUGACUGCAAUGAUGACAAGUCAACUUUGAAAAGAUAAGGCAUGAAUCACUCACUGUUUUGUAACACCACAGGCCACACAUUCUUUGGAAAAAUCCUCAAAAUACUGUGUAGACAAGGCUGAGAUUGCAUCAGGUAUUCAGACACAGUCUUGAAUAAAAGUCGCUGCCUCACAGGAGCAGUCACAUUGACAAACACUGCAAAGAUUACUCUGUAAAAUACCUCCAUUCUACCUGCUGCUGUAAUAAGCACACCUUUUGUUAUCGUCAUGGAGACCACUUUCACACUCUUUGAUUACACUUGACUUUGUGGCUUGGAAAAUCAAAUAUUGACUUGAUCUUUCUUUGGAAACUGACUUGCUGAGGUCUAUUCAUACGUGUCACCCAGCUGAGAACACAGCUCUUUUAUUUUGAAAAAUAUAUUUCCAUCGUUUUGGACGACGUCCUCCUCUGAGCGACUUUGGGUCUAUUCAUCUUCAGUCAUUAUUAAGAUACCAGGGCAUCAGGCGCUGUCAGCUCCUCAGUGCUGCUAAUGAUGAUGGAUGAGCAGUCAGGAUGACAAACACCACAGCAGGGCCUGUUCCAACUCGCUGAGGAGUCAUGCCAGAUGCCAGCCUGACAGACAAACGUCCACAAAUGUUCAUUAAUCAUCUCUUAUUUGUAGUAAACUUAAGUUUAGUUGCUAUUUUUGGCUGUGAAGGUGGCAGGUCCAGAGAAAGUGUGUACAGAUACUGUUUAACACCCAGAUAGAAGGAACUGAUCAGUGGAGAUUUUCAGGAUUUGGCCCUUAUUUCAUGGUUUCAAGGUAAUUCCUGAACAGUGAUGAACUCAUAGAUGUUCCUCUAAAAGUGAAGCUACUUUCUUGAACUUAUUUAGUCAUCUGAUUCAACUCUGGACCAACUAAAGCAGCAGUUCAGUACAUUAAAGGAUAGAUUUUCUGACUCAUUUAACUAGUUUCAAAACAAAUAACCAUGUAAUCUUGCUGUAGCUUCCCUUUUUUGUUUCAUAUAAGCAUUUCUUGACUUUUAUCCAGUUGGUUGUACAAAACGAGACAAAGUUUGGCCUGAGAGAACUCAACCCUGGCAUGGUUUUCUAAUCUAUUAUUCCAUGUAAUAGUUUUAAUAACUCAUUGGUGGUUUGAUCCAGUUUAACCAAGCAGGAAGACAAAUCGUAACAGUUUCAGUUAGAGGUGUUACGAUAAUCCUGACUCAGCUGCAGCAAACAGUAAGUGUGUCCUUCUUAGUCAUCAAACAUUUCUGGUACGCUGUGUUCUUUGAUCAUUUGUGUAUUUUCCGGGUAACUUUUGUCGUAUUUUUUGGGUCAUCUUGGACAUUCUUAUUUUUAUUUUAACCAAAUCUUACUCCCAUACGCUCCAGCACAGACCAUAUCAGAUCUCCUUGAAGUGAAGUCCAGUUUCUUUCUGGUUCUACUAUCAGUGAACAUGUUCUUUUGGCCACUGCUGCUAUAAAUUCCUGACCACAUUUUGGCCACCGUCUCUUGACACCAGCUUUCUCUCCCGCUUGUUUGUGUGUGUGUGAAGGAGGAGGGGGGCAGCAGCAUCUCUUCCUGUGGUAUUAUUUUAUGUGAGGCAGUUCAGCACCUCUCUGCCUUCCUUUGUUUCAACGUCAGGAGGCAUUAAAGGGAGUGAGGAGGGGGACACGCCAAAGUCUGUCCACUCGCUCUGUCACUGCUCCUUGUGCGGCUCGUGUGUGUCUGUGACAUUUGUUUUUCUCCUCUUUUGAAGAGCCCUUCCCUACACUUGAUCUUCUCCACCCGUAGCGAGUGAGUGUGUGUGCCUGUGUGUGUGUUUGGCUCGGCUUAAAUGCCUUUUGUUGGCUAACCAAGAGCUUUUAAUGAUUCAAUUACAAUUACAAAGGCUCAAUUAAAAGAUAAGACCCUGUGGAGGGGCUCAGGCAGUCAAAGGAGACGAGGGCUGAAAGAGGAGUGGAGGAAUGAAGCUGGAUUUGGGAUUAAACCCCCCCUUCUAACUCUUUGUGUGCUGCUGUUUAAGGCCUGUAGGGGAAAUGCUCCUCUCUUUACUCAGUGAUAAUCUCCAUUUACUCUGACACCCUCUCCUCUUUAAAGUGCUUUUCAAAGCUACUUAAACAAUUGUCCCCCACCAUCAGAUCAUCACACAAGAGGGGAGAGCUAAACAGGGAUGCAGUCAAGAUGCUGUCACCGGAAGCUAAGCGAGGAUAAGUCACUUUUUCAAACACGGGGGGUGUCUGUUUUAUUUCUUGGACUGAAAGGGGAUUAGAUCACUAUUUUUGGCUGCUCCCACACCACUAACACAAGUCUCUAAAUAAAUAAAUAGAAUUUAGGAAUCUGUGUCAGUGGGUCAUGAAAUCCUGGUCCAAACUCUCUCUCUCGAUGGCUGUGGGCUGUCUCUUCCUAACACCAUUCAUGUCAUCGCUUAAGGAAGGAAAACAAAUGACCUUCACACUGGAGAAACUUUAAGGAGUAGAAGAACUUUGAAUGCACGAAUGAAAAAUGAAUGGACGAAGAAACACUGUGUGAAAUUAAAACAGUAAUAUGAUAUAAACAAAGAACUUUCAACUGAUAUUAAAACAUAUUUCAUACAGCUUUUAAUAGUUGAAAUUUAUUUUCUGUUCAAUUAGUCCUUCUAAUUUUGAUAUUUAUUAUUUAUGACUUUUGAAACCACAACCUUACACGUCUCGUGAUUAAACAUUAAACAUAAACUCAUUGAAAAGGUAAUUUAUAUUUAAAUACAGUUUGACUCAAUAAUGAUACGUGUAUAAAACAGAUAAGGGUUAUAGCAACACUCUGGUUAUAACCUUAAUCACUUUAUCACUUUAUCUUAUCAAGAAUACGCAAGUUAAGAAACAAAAGUGUUCCUACCAAUGGGUUUAAAGUUUUCUGUGUGUGUGUGUGUGUGUGUGUGUGUGUGUGUGUGUGUGUGUGUGUGUGUGUGUGUGUGUGUGUGCGUGCGGAGGGAGGGGGUUGAUCACCCUGAUAGUGAGCCAGAGAAGUCUGAGUCCUAAAAGACAAAGCAAAGCAGAUUUUUAGGACAGGCAGCGGUGUGGCCCAGAAGAAAAGACAGUUUCGGGUUUCAACCCUGAAAGUUAGAAAAUGUGCAGCAAAGUUCUAAAAACACAAAUACAUUCUGUAAAAAUACUUCUCUACAUUUUUUUCUUUCAGUCUUUCCUUUUUACAAUAAUUAUUUUGUUUUACCUUUCUGUGUACUCUCUUUUCUUUCUUUUAAUACUUUAUUUCUUUCCACUCGUUUGUUCUUUUUUAUUUUAUUUCUGUCUUGUUGCUCUUUUUUUAACCUUUCCUUCUCUCUUCCUUUUUCUUGUUGAUUAUUCCAAAUUUACUGUGUAUCAUUCCCUCAAGGUCAUUCGAACACAAAUCACAUCACUUCAGAUGAUUACUUUAGUUUUGUGAAUCAUUUAAAUAUUGUCAUCAAACUCUUGUUGGAGAUUUGACUGUAAUCAGGUUCAAGUUAGAAUAUUAGACACCUAAAGCUCAUCUGUUGGGUUUUGUGACUUUUGCACUGGAUGCUUGUACUCAGUUGCAUAUGAAUACACAGUACACAGAAAAUACACAGUUUUCCUGAAACCCUUUGAACAUCUGAUGAAGUGAGUCAUGUUCAGACUUGUCUUUGAUUGAGCUGCGGCCUGUCAGGUUUCCUUUGGCACUAUUUGAGUCACUGAUAAAUCUAAAUUAAAAGUAGGUCUGGUCUACGAAGCUAUGUGCUGAAUGUCCGAAGUGCAGGGAAAGCACACUGUUUUAAAGAUGUGUUUUGGCCAUUAAAACAUAUUUUCAAAGUGGUACUUAACUGGACACAAAAGCAUAAUUGCAUCAGAAUAAAUGUUUUAUGUGCCUCUUUGCAGAAAUAAAAGAAAAAGAGAAGAAGAAAAAGCUCUCCCAGGCUUUGGCAUAAACUUCACCUUGAAUUUUACAUGAUCAGCUGAACUGGGUUAACUUCUUUUAAAGAAAUUGAGGUUUGUUUUGAGUUUUUGCAACUGCAUGGUCAAAACUUUGCAUAAUUUUAGACCAGUCCAGGAUUUCUAUUUUUGUUAGCAAGCUUCGGUUCCCUCCUUUGUACACCCUGGUUUGUGUGUGUGUGUGUGUGUGUGUGUGUGUGUGUUUGUGUGUCUCCUUUUUAAGUGUUUGCCGCUGUUUUUAUUGAGCCAUCUCCUGGACAGUGGCCUGGUUUUCACAGCCUUUCCUUUACAAGGCGCUGCCAAUGACAGGAAGGACUCCUCCUCCCGCUUGGGCAGGAAGGCAGGAGAGGACAGAGGGGGGAAGAGGGUUAUUAGUGAGGGCUGAGCUGGGGAGGGAGGGAGGGAGGGGGGCGCUGGUAUUGAACUUAGAACAGCUGAUGAAAGGGAUUGUGAGUCAGAUCUCCCCCAUCUCCUCCCUGCUGCCAUGGUAAUUACUCACUCAGCAUAUUUGAGGUUGUUGGUCCCCCCCCUGCACUGUUGAUCUGCUCAUGAAUUACAAUUUAGCACAUGACAAUACAGCGACAUUUAAAUGAGGACAAAAAGCAUCUCAUGUAACCAGAAUUUGAUUUACAAGUCACACAAACUUUGCUGUUUGAAAUCAACCUUCCUAAAGUCUUAAUGUAACAACUAUUUUAUAAUGACUGUGUUUUCUGUCACACUGAAGCCCCUCACACACUGUGGUCUUGUGCAGCAGCUCACACACACACACACACACACACGCGCGCGCACACACACACACACACACACACACACACACACACACACACACACACAUUCACAUGUUCACGCACAUUCCUCAGUGUACUGCUGAACACUUUGUGAGACAGGAGGUUAUGUAAAAACUGGAUCUGCACUCCAAAUCCAUCCUUUAAGGAACUGCUGGGAGAGAAAUAUAAGAGAACAAAUCUACAAAUCAGCCAGUUCUCAGUCAAAAACAGAAGUUCAGGAGUUUUUCAAUAAGAAGUUAUGUAGUUUAAACUUUAGAUUUACUAACACUCCCAGAUGACAUGUAGGAAUGUCCCCAUUUGAUUCAAUUCACAUGGGGAACAGUUUUAAAAUAAAGCUUAAUAAAAUACAGAUUCAUGAUCAGGAGUUUGUAAAGUAUAAGAUGUAUUUCUCCAAAUGGUCAUCUCAGUGUAUGGAUAACUCAGAGCUGACAUGUCCCUCAGGUAGUACUUAAGUUUUUUACUAAGCCCUGGAUAGAGAACAAGAGACUUGUCACCUGUAACGCUGGCUGCCCUUAUAGCAGAGCGAAGCUGCAAAAAACAAAAAGUAAGUUGACAUUUUAUAUAACUGCAGAACUUUAAACUAGUGAUGUGGAAUAAAAUGUAUUAAUAUUUCACCACACUUGAUUCUGUAUUUACUAAUUGAAAUUUGCUAAAACAAAUGGCUCUUGAUGCAGCCAAGACUGAAUCCUUCUGCCAUUAAACAACCCUUAUAAUGAGACAAAGGGGGUAAUGCUCUGUGGAUUCUUCUGGCCAAAGUCUAGUUCAGUGAGAUGUGUGAUGGUGGCAACUUGAAUCAGGCUUUAGGCUUUAUGGGCCAUAUGCCACUCUGUGUUGACUGCUCAGCCACUUCAAGAGGAAAGAGAAAAAAGCACUUUUAGAAUAAAGAAAAAUAUUCUUCUUUUUUGUUUACCUCUGUGUUCAGGAUGUUAAUGAUGAUUGAUGCUAAAACUGUGAGGCACUAUUCACCUACUGAGCAAUAGAUGGCUAUUCAACAUCUCGUUUUUUUUUAGACCUAAUUUCAACCGUUUUGAUUCUGUAUAUUUUUAGACGGAAUUUCGACGUAACUGUGAGUUGAAUAACUGAUCUCCAAGUACUAAACCAAAAUAAUUAUCAUAGCCACUGAGCAAUAUGCAGUGUAGUUAAGAUAUAGCCCAGAUUUAGAUUUAGUCCAAACUUGGUCUAAAUUUAGACAUCUAAAAAACUUUCAUUUUUUGACCUGUGGUAGCCUGAUUUUAGACCAGUCGUCGAGGCUACAUUUAGACUACUAUUAGACCUCUUUAAGACCAAAAAAUGUCAUUCACAAACUAAAAAAGUGAUCAUGUAAGUUACAGAGAAAACUAUUGGUAUACAGAUUAAACCAUCAAUAAAAAAGCAUCUGCUAAAUGACAUUGUAAGUUGCUAAUUUGAUGUACUGUAGUUAACAUCAGUACAGAGGUCUGAAAUUGUGGUUCCUGAGCUCGAGGUCUGUCAGGCUUCAGAGCUGAUAAGAAGGAGUCGGCUUUCAGAGGAGCUUCUGUUGUCUAAACAGAGAUGUGUUGAUCUGACAACAAACACUGAGUGAAUGGGAGAGGAGGAUGCUGGGAAAACACAGAAACAUGAGUAAAGUAACAUUUCGGUAUACUGUUGUAGCUACAGUGAGCUGGGUUGAAUUUUUUAAAAGCCCAUAAAAUCGUCACUCUGUCUUUUUCCGUCGGUUUGUUUUCACAGGUCAGGGUUUUCACAUGAAGCUCUUGAGCCGAUGUUUCCAGCUUUCAGAUGAGCCUGAUUCACCAAAGUCGUCUUGUCUCUUGUGCACCUAACAUAGGUGUGCUGAUUGAUGUUGUGACACGCUGAGGGGUGACUCGUAGGUGAAAUCUGAAAGAGGUUUUUUUGUUCAAGCCGAGUCUCCGAGGCUGAGCUCAGUUCAGGGUGAUGACAGCUGCUGACAGUUUUUGGCUCCUCUCCUUCUUUCUCCACGCAAGGUAAAAUCCCCUCCUCCCUCCUCCUCCUCCUCCUCCUCCUCCUCCCCCCUCCCUCUUCGAUGUCUCAUACUGCCUUCAAGGCCGGUGUCUCUCACCCUGUCUCUCCUGCUCAUGUUCCCCUCCUCACCCAUUCUCAGCACCCUCAGACAGUGUCAGUCACUACCUCUGUGCUGGCGCCAGAUGCAGUGUCUCUGUUUCAAUGGGAGCUAUUUUUCCACUUUUACAUUGUCAGUGUUACUAUAUAAACAGAAAACAGUCAUCGGGUUACAGCUCCUUUAAUUCACCUCCUUCCACCUUCUGCUUCUAUCUGUGCUCUCAUAACCCCAAACUGAAGGAUGAACCUGCAGUUUUUCAUUUACACACAUUUAUUUGUAAAACAAUAUUUUCUCCAACAUUAUGCGAAUUAAUUUAAUCUUUGUUGUGUCAGAACAAAAUAAAUGAUGUGUACAGCUUUAACUUGAGAAAGUUGCCAGAAAUUAUAAAUCAAUCCUGUCCUCUCCCUGAGUAAGAAAGUGUCUGAGUUGAGUUUUGUUGCAGACAAGGUUCCAACUGAGCAAUAGACAACUAUUAGACGGCAUUUUUUUUUUUACACCUAAUUUCAACCGUCUGGAUUCUGUAUAUUUUUAGACGGAAUUUAGAUGUUGCACUUUAACCCAUUAUUUGAUAACUAUUUAUUUCAAAAAGCAACUGUGAGUUGCAUAACUAAUCUCCAAGUACUUAACCAAAAUAAUAGUGUAGUAUAGCUACAGCCCAGAUUUAGAUUUAGUCUAAACUUGGUCUAAAUUUAGAUGUCUAAAAAAACUUUCAUUUUUAGACCUGUGGUGGCCUGAUUUUAGACCAGUCGUCUAGUCUACAUUAAGACGUCUAUUAGACCUCUUUUAGAUCAAAAAAAGCUCAGUGGGUUCAAAGCGCUUCUCAGAAUUAAAACUAAACCAGUAACAUUAAAAGCAUAAAGGCAAUAUGACAUUUAGCAAACAUAAGCAUUAAGAAUAAAAUAGCUGAAAAUACAGGAUCAAGAAAUAAUAAACACAAAAAGCAAAAAUAUUGAAAUAUCAGAGAAUCGUUCAAUGAAUUGUUUAAUUUUUAAUGUUUACAUGAAAAAUCCCAUAAUCACACGUAAGUAAUAACUCAUUUAUUUAAAAAGAAUAUUAAAAAAAAUAGUCAUACAUUUACCAAGCAAUUUGCUUUCCACAAUUGAUGCUAAAAGUUGAAAAAUAUAUAAUAAUAUGCCACAGUAUGGAGUGUGGUGACCACAUUGAAUGAAAAAAAGGAAAUAUUUAGAAAUGUUGAAAGAUUUUAAAUUUUAUAUAUUUUUAAUGAAGCCAUUUUGGCUUGUGUGUAAAGUCAUAGUAAAAUCAUAUCUUAAGUUGCUCAUACAGUCAACAGAGAGCAGCAUUAUACUGUUUUGAUUCUACAGCUUUUUGCAUAAUAUAUCCAGAGUACUGAGACUUAUAACAAUUUUGUUGAUUUUCUUACCAACUUAUUCUAGUAAGAAAGUAAUUCAGAAAAUACAUGUAAAGAAAUCUAAAUUGUGGACCAUUGUUUAUGUGUCUGUUAAAGUAAAAAAAGGUCCCUUUAACCAAAACAAGAACCAAAUACUUGUUUCAUCAAAAAACAGAUAAAUAAAAGGUUCAGGCACAAAGAUGUAAAUCACAGCAAGCUGAUUACAGACAGUUGUUUUCUCUUAGUAAAAGAUCAGAGUUUUGAAUUACUUUUCACUGUACUUUAAAUUACUGUGAAUGCUGUAAAAGAUAAAAAUGUCAUCAGCAAGGUUAAGUCCUCUCUGGGACUUUAAAACAACUGAAAUGUUCAAGUUUAUGUGCAUGUGUCAUCUUGAUAUUAACAGCAGUGAGAUGUUAUCUCAGUCUGCAGGUUUUAGAUUUCAGAUCUCACUUAGAGCUCCACUGAUUCAUUUCCAGUCCUCUGUUUAAGUUGCACAUGUUUCACUGUGUCAAACCCAGCCGAGCCAGUUCAGGUCAAUGUCAUCUAAAUCUCUGAAUUCAAACAAGGACUUUUUUGUCUUUGAUUUCUUUAAAUGGGAUUGUUGAUAAGUGGAUUUUUUGUUUUGGUAAGAGGUGUAAGGAGGACAGCGUUAUGGAGUCAGUCAGGAUAUACUUUAUGUCAUAUCUGAGCACAUUUGAACUUUAAAGCGAGCUGCUGCUGCUGCUGCUCAUGUAGUUAGUAAUGGCCUUCUCCAGUCAAGGUCAAAGUUAAACGGUCAGGAUUUUAUUUCACCUCUUGGACACUGGGAAGUUUGUGUCCUCGCGCUCACCUCCCUUCCUCCUUUUCUUUCUCUUUUCAUUUCUCCCUCUGUGUUUUUACUAGAUGAUUCCUUUGUGCCUUUGCCUCUCUGUUUUUGAAACCUUACCACUCUUGUUAAUGACAAGCUGCGGGUUCAGGUUGGGGUUGCUGCAGUGGGGCAGAGUGUGUGUGGGGGGGCACAUUUGGUUCAGUCCUGUGCUUUCCAUUGAAGGUGACAGGAGGGGCUGUGACUUUGGGUUUUUGACCCCUGGAUUCUUUAUUUUUACUAGGAAGGGAUCCAAGGAUGAAGCUGUUGAUGUGAAUAGCUGCCCAAGGUGACUGGAUCCCAAUAAAGAGGCCAUCAGCCCGGCCGGGGGGCCUCCUUCCCAUCCCAGACACAACCUUUAUAGGGCCGCUUAUGAGCCUUGGCCACUAUUAAACUCUGUCCAGCCUGCACUGAGGAAUUUAGGGCCAGGAAACAAGGGAAUGGGGGUGGGAGAGGGCCCAAGGAGGUGAAGUUGGGGUGACUGAAGGUGAAAGUUGAAAGGCAUGUUCGAAGGAAUUUGGUUGUUCUUUGGUCAUCACCUUCAAAUGUGCAGGAGGCGUUUGGCUCAGUUCCUCUUCCUUAACUUCAAUCUAAUACUCCAAUCUCUAGUUUUUUAAUUGUUCUUGUUCCUGCCUCUCUUUCACAGUGUUGGGACGUUUUUUUAUUAGCAGCAGUUUGCACGUGGACAGCAAAUGGUGUUACACAGUGUGCCAUUUUCUUAGCAAGACAGUGAGAAGGCACAGAGGGAGACAGCCAAGUCUCAUAAACAUCCCGACUCUGUUUGUUCACAUGGAGCUUGGGGUAUAUUGGCAGCUCUGGUUGGACAGGCUUUUCAAAUAAAAAUGUGAGCCUGCGCACGUGUGUGUGUGUGCACGAACACACACACAAACACGCAAAAAUUCAAGAUGUCAGUCAAAAAGUCAACAGAGGUAUGCCUGCUCCCCCACAACUCGCCAGUAAAAGGAGAAGCCAAUCAAAUCUCAGCUGCCAAUCAGCAUUUUAUCAGCGGGGCCAUCUGGCCAUCAGCUAAUUGUGUCUCUUUUAAGUCCCUGUCAAUCAGCAGAGCCCCCUCCUCCUCCCUUUUCUCUUAAAAAUGUCUGCCUUUGAGCUUGCCUUCUGGCUCCGAGGGGUGGCCUGGAUGGGGUUGGGGGGUUGUUUGUUGACCACUCUCUCCUAAUCAGUGCUUGUAUUUGCUUUCAUCAUGGUUUCAAAGACUUUAAGAACUUAUGUAAACAAGAUGCUGUGAUAUAAUAAGUGACCCUAAAUGUUCCUAUUUUCUCUCCCUCUCUCUCUCUCCCUCUCUUACAGCGGUGGAAACACAGAGCACCAGCUCAGAAGAGAUGGUGCCCAGCUCUCCCUCCCCUCCUCCCCCUCCUCGGGUCUACAAGCCGUGCUUUGUGUGCCAGGACAAGUCAUCUGGUUAUCACUACGGAGUGAGCUCCUGUGAGGGCUGCAAGGUAAAAGAAGCCGGAGACACAUGAAGAGUUUACAGGAUGUGUGAACAGCUGAUGUCCACCUAAAGAAGAAGAGUGAGAACCGAACGUUUAACUGGACAGAUGUCGGCAAUGAAUACUUGUAAUGUUUGCUUUUGGCAAGCUGCCCCCUAGAGUCUUCUCAUUGAUGCUGCACCUCAUUAAUCUAACAAAACAUGAGAAAAGUGAGUGGUCGCUGCAUUCAGAGUGAACAGAUCAGCUGAUAACAUUUUAAAAUAAUUGCGUUCUGAUUGAGGAGUUUUGCUGAGGAAUCUUUUCCUUUAAUCAUGAUCUCAGUCUCUCAAAUGAUGGAAAUUUGUUGUUUUUGUACUUGCUGACAAAAUGAGACAUUAGUCAGGUGCAUUUAUGGAAAGAAAAUACACCUAACCCCCAAAAAAAUUCUAACAAAAUGUUUCUCACCUGUUUUUUAUAGUAUAAGAUGUCCUUAAUAACAUACUAAAAGUUUACCAUACUAAAAAUUCAAAUAUUGCCAUGCGACACUGCCCGUGGGGCACUAGUUGUACUUUUAAUCACUUAUCUAUCAUACAAAUAUGCGAAUUAGAAUAUUACAAGGUCAAAACAUGUAUCAGGCACCAGUAAAUCUGGUUGAGAAUGAAUACAAAUGAGAAAUGGUCAUUUUAAGGACAUGGGAAAAAAACACAAAGCAAAAUUUUAAUUUUUAGGGGUGGCGACAGUAUUUUCUCAAUUACAGAGUGAUAAAAAGAGAUAUCCAAAGUCCCCUUCUCCCACCUUCUGACUCUAGUAUGUCAACAAAAUAAAACAGGAAUUUUGAAAGGGGCUUUACCCAUUGUUCAGUUUUCGGUUCUGGAAAUGUACGCAAAUUAGUGCAUAAUUAAUAAGAUAUUGCCUCAUUUACAUAUUCCAACAUAACAUUUGACAAAACUUCUAAUACAAAAAAUGUUUGUCUUAAUGUAAGUUAAAAACUUAGGAAGUUUAUAUAUCUGAUAUCUGUUAGUUAAAAAUCUUUCCCUAUUUACCUGGGGUGUCUCCCCUGGGCUUCCUACCCAUCAUGGAAGCCAUCGUGAAAAUGACACCUUUCUAGCUGUCAAACUUUGGUAAACUUUUAGUAUGUUAUUAAGGACAUCUUAUACUAUAAAAAACAGCUGAGAAACCUUUUGUUAGAACUUUUGGGGUCAAGUCAUAUUUGCAUCUGACUACAUUAUCAAAAUCAUAUUAAGAUUUAUAACCGUACAUUCAAUAAUCAAAGAAAUUCACACGUUUAAAGGCUACAGUCAACAGACUACUAAGAGAACCUAUUAAAGCUUCUAUGAGGGAUUUUCCUCAUCUUAAUUUUAUCUUAAUUUUGAGUACCUAAAACUGGUGCAAGGAGGUAAGUGUUAGCAAAGCAGCCAAAUUUUUAAAUAUUCUUAAUAAAUGAUUUCUUUGACAUAAAAAAUUAACUUUAAUUUGCAUUUAUUAAGCCAUUAUUCCCUGGAAAUAAUUUUCUUACCUUUCAUGCAAAUUUUUACUGUAAUAAAACGGUGUGCAUUAAUAUCUUUUUAUUUGUUUCAGGGUUUCUUUCGGCGCAGCAUCCAAAAGAACAUGGUGUACACCUGCCACCGAGAAAAAAACUGUCAGAUCAACAAAGUGACUCGCAACCGCUGCCAGUACUGCCGGCUGCAGAAGUGCUUUGAGGUUGGCAUGUCCAAAGAAGGUGAGAAAAAAGACUCAAGGAACUACUUUGUGUGGGGGCGGGAAACACACACAUAACAAACAAAAUACAAACAGAGGUGGUGUGAAGUCUAGCCUCUCUAAGUGUGUCAUCUUGGGUGUUUUGUGUAGCGGUGCGUAAUGACAGAAACAAGAAGAAGAAGGAUGUGAAAGAGGAGGUGGUGCUGCCAGAGAACUACGAGCUGAGUGGAGAACUGGAGGAGCUGGUUAAUAAAGUCAGCAAAGCUCACCAAGAGACCUUUCCAUCUCUGUGCCAACUAGGAAAAUACACUACAGUGAGUGUUUUAACUCCAUCUCCAAACACUCCACCCAACAUUAGCUCACUGUUUUGCCCGAAGAAUGAACACAGUAUUGACUCUAUAAAGCCGCAAAGACAAAAAUUGUCCUCCUCUCUCUCUCCCAGAACUCGAGUGCAGACCACAGAGUGCAGCUGGACUUGGGCCUGUGGGAUAAGUUCAGUGAGCUGUCCACUAAGUGCAUUAUAAAGAUUGUGGAGUUUGCAAAGCGGCUACCAGGCUUCACCACGCUCACCAUCGCUGACCAGAUCACCCUCCUUAAAUCUGCAUGUCUGGACAUCCUGGUACCAACCAAAUGCUCUAUUACUCCUUUUUAACCCACCACCUGUUUCACCUCCCUAAUGCUUUGCCUUUCUCCAUUUGCCACGCUGGCUAACUUGAAGAGUUGUAACCCUGAGGAUUCAUUGUUGUAGGCUGAGUUUCAUUGCUGUUUCGUUUUGUUUUAGAUGCUGAGGAUAUGCACUCGCUACACCCCAGAGCAGGACACUAUGACCUUCUCGGAUGGCUUGACUCUAAACAGAACCCAGAUGCAUAAUGCUGGCUUUGGCCCGCUCACAGACCUGGUGUUUGCCUUUGCUGGCCAGCUGCUGCCUCUUGAGAUGGACGACACAGAGACGGGUCUUCUCAGUGCCAUCUGCCUCAUUUGCGGAGGUAGGACUGUAUCCAUAAUAAGCUGCUAUAUGCAAACAGUUUUGAGUGUCUUUGUUUUUAGAAUUUAACUAUCAAAUCAACUCCUGCUAGCAUUCCUUCACCUCUGCUUCUGUCUUUGUUUCAGACCGUAUGGACCUUGAAGAGCCGCAGAAGGUGGACAAGCUGCAGGAGCCGCUUCUAGAGGCUCUGAAGAUCUACACCCGCCGCAGACGCCCCAACAAGCCUCACAUGUUUCCACGCAUGCUGAUGAAAGUCACUGACCUCAGAGGAAUCAGCACCAAAGGUCAGCUGCAGUUUUAUAUAACAGAACAACACAUUCAAACUAAUGCUUUUUGGUACCUUAACCCUCCUCCUGUGUAAGGGUCUGCACUGACCAUUUGUUGUUUUUAAAUUCUCUAAAUAACCACAUAAAUUAGCUUUUUUGCAUCAAGACUUUUUGACUUUGUCAGGAACCUCUAUUUCAACAAAAUAAAAAAAAUGAAUAAAUUGACUAAAUUAUAAAAUACUCUUAUAAAAAUUAUGCCACUUUUCGUGUUAGGGUUGAUGUUGACCCGGUGAGAUUUAUAUCUCAUUAUUAGUUUUAUUUAGUUUUUAUUAGUUCCAAAUUGGAAGAUAGAGAAAUGUUUUUAGUGUAAUUUGCAGCUGAUUUAAAACAUGGGCCAAAACAUACCGGUGAACAUAGUGGGUGCGUAGUAAAAGCUAACACAGGAGGAGGUUAAAAAUAAGGCCACUCUUUUGGGUACUCAGAAACUGCAUGUAAAGCUCCCGUGAGGAGAUUUUUUGCUGGUUAUAAAACAGGCUGAAAUUUAUUCAACUACCUCCAUAUGACAAAUAACAGCAAAAGCAAAAUAGUACACUAUUAUCAGUGCCUGAAAACGCUUUAAACUGGGUAGGUGUCUGAGGAAUUGUUCCACCUUGUCUCCACUUGCAUUUCAAUACUUAGAUGAGCCAACCAGAAGCAUAUGACAGAGUGCUAUCUUAACAAUACAAAAGGAGAGAGUAGUGGUGUGAUGUAAAGUGAGAGGAUUAUUUGACAAGGAUAUUGAUUCACUGACAAACACUUCUCCUACAAUCUCAAAAGUUUCAUAUCAGUGAACAAAAACAUGCUGUCUGUUCUCACAGUAAAUCUAUCCCUGUUUGGGACCUGAAUACGUUUAUAAGUUGCACACAAACUGACCACUUUUGUUAUCAAUUCAUGUUACAGCAAAACCUUUGUUCAAUAAGGUUUUAAGAGUAUAAUCUAAACAGCUGGAACACCAAAAGCUGGCAAAAUUAGCCUCAGUCCCAUGGCUGCAGGUAGUUUCUAUCCAUCUGUGAAAAUGCGCUUCUUUGUCUUGGACACUAGGAGGCAUUAUCCAUAAAUGUGUACAUCAAUCAAUCAAUCAACCAAUCAAUCACUCAAUCAAUCAAACUUUAUUUUUAAAGCACUUUCCAUACAUAGAAUGUAGCGCAAAGUGCUGUCCAUUCAAGCAGGAUAUUAAAAAACAAUGAAGUAAAAUAAAUAAGAAUACAAAUACCCAACCUGCCAACCCUCCCAACCCCCAUUCAACACAUACAGCACUCACACGCUCACACACACAGAUGCACACUCAGAAGACCUGGUGAGGACUCUUCAGUUUGCCACAGAUGACUGAGGAAACACUGGAUCUUGGAAGAUUAAAACAAAAUUCAGCUAAAAGCCAGACUAAACAGGUAGGUCUUUAGUUUAUUUUUAAAAAUAUGAACAGUAGGUGUCGCUCUCAGGUCUGCAGGUAGGCUGUUCCACAGAUGGGGACCGUAAUGUUGGAACAAUGAUUCACCAUAUGUUUUAGUUUUUACUUUGGGAACAAUUAAAAGACCACCACCUGAAGAUGUGAGGGCUCUACUAGGCUCAUACGGUAAAAGCAGAUCAGACAAAUAGGAAGGACCAAGGACCAAGAGCUUUAAAAACUAAUAAAAGAACCUUAAAAUCUACUCUAAAAGACACAUAUAACCAAUGCAGAGAUUUUAAAAAAUCUAUGGACACCAAUCUCACAUAUAAGUGGGAACAAAGUGUCAAACUGAUGCAGAAACAGCUUUGUUCAACAAUUUUCACAGCAAAUUUCCCUGAUAACAAUGUUGAAGAAAAAAAAAAAAAACAUUGACAUGAACAGGACAAAAUCAAUAUCUACAGCACUCACCAAAGUUGAGGAAAAUCUGAAGUUCUUCACAGGAGCUUUAAAAUCAAAUCUGUCUGUUUUUUGUCUUUUUUGAGUAACAACAAAAUUACUGUUAAAACACACUAGCUGGAGAAUUUCAUCACAACAAAAAAAGUUCAACUAGUGAGAUACUAAAGAUCCUAAAUGUUUUUGUUUUUGUUUUUUUUAAGUCAUCCCUACAGAACAGCUCUGUCAGCAAUACCAUGUCUGCAUGUAAAUAUGGCGUUGUUUUCCUGAAACAGGAUCUCUAAUCCACCAUAACAUGACCAUCCAGUUAACAUGUUGCCGUGUGUGUCUGCAGGUGCAGAAAGAGCCAUCACAUUGAAGACCGAGAUCCCCGGCCCCAUGCCUCCACUCAUCAGAGAGAUGCUGGAAAACCCUGAGGCUUUUGAGGACAGCAGUGACUCAGGGGACAGCACUGCAGCUGCUCCCCCCGCCAUUCAAGCCAUCAAACAAGAGGAUAAGGCAGCGUAUGAGUCGCCUGUUGAGGAGGAAGAGGAGGAGGAAGAGGAUGACUACUGGGACGAGGAGAAGGAGAGAGGGGCGGACAGUGACGGGGAGGCGUGGGGGGAGGCAGCGGCGGUAGGGCAGAAGAAAGGUGUGAUUGGAAAACCACAGUGAGAGAGAGACUCAGUGAUGCUGUUGCCUGGUAAUGUCUCCUCUCAGUACAUGAUAGACCUUUUUUUUUCAACGGAAGUGUUGCAUACAGCUCAUGAUUACAAAGUCUGUAUGUCUGGACUGAAAGGAAAACAUGUUGAGUUCAAAAUGUGGGAGAAGAAAAAGCACUAACAGUCAGAGCAGCAUGAAAAAAUCACUGUGCCAAAAUGAGACUGAAUAAACGAUGUUUCAAAGUGUUUUGUCCACACCAAGAGGAACAUAUGUGGUGGAUAAAAGAAAAUGCACUCCUCUGCUAUCUAAAAGGGCUAUGCUUUGUAUAAAAUUGAUGGUAAAAAUACAUUGCAGCAACAGAGAUCCAAGUGGCACCUUUUUGCCACAAUUUUCUUCGCAGAAUUCCUUUUAUUACUUUUCAGAGAUAUGCUACUUAUUUUUUAUUAUUGUGUGUUUUUUAAGCAUGUACACAUUUCUGUUCUUUCUUUGUUCUUGUUUGUGGGAGUCUGUGUUGCUUUUUUGUAUAUUCUUUAUACAGACCUUACCUUUUUAAUGGACAUGCAUUUUUUUUUAAGUUUGUUAUUAAUAUUAUGCAUUUCUGCUUCAAUGGGGGGAAAAGGAGAGCAGUGGUCAGAUAAAGUUAGAGCUGCAAUAGCACGGGAACACCAAGUCAUGAGCAGGGCUCAGAUUCACAUUGCACAUGGUAUAAAGGUAAGAAGCUUCCUUUUAUAUCAGCACUUGUGAACCAAAAAACUCCAGCAAUGAAUUCAAAACAAGAACAGCAUCAAAGUCUCAUCAAAUACAGAACAAUAAAAAAGACUGAAGAAUCUGCAGGGUAGAUUUAAUGUCAUAACACAGUCUCAGGUUAAUUGUCAGUAUGGUAGUUUGUUGGUGUAUAUGCUCCAACAUUAUACCCCAAAUCCUCAAUCAAAAAAACAAAAUCUUGAUACACCAAGGAUUAUGAAUAUUUUCAACGUUUGUCCAUGUUGUUCGUGCGCAACUGGGUACUGAAAAGCCAUAAUGUUUUCAUUUAGAAAGCAAAGAAUCAUCCAAACAUGAAAGCAGUUUACUUCACAGGAAACCUCAGGUGUGUUUGUGUGUGUCUGUGUGUGCAUAAUUAUGUAACUGAUAGCAUUUAGCAGUAGACAGAGUGAUGUUGUAAAUUUUGUUUCGACUGCCAAAUCUACGUUGAGCCUUCAUGUAGAAGUCCAGUUAGUGUUCUCCAAAAUGCACAGAAAACAGGUUUUUUAGCAGCUUCUCAGAAUUUUUACCUUCACUCAAUUUGAAAUCAACGUGAGCUGACCGAGACUGAGUAAUAACCGUCCUGAAUAGCUGAAAAACAAACAAUGGCCUGUCUCUUGAAGCACAGGAUGAUCAGAUGGCUUCACGUGUGCCGUAUCUCCUCAGCUCUGCAAAGAUUGAUUUUGUAAAAUAAAUACUGAAAAGUUCUUUUGUUAAUGCGAAUCUGACUGAACUCAUCAACAAUUUUAAGGGAAAAGAUUCUCCAUCAGAGUGAGACCCAUCGAUGGCAUAAAACAUUUCAGUAGCAAAGCUGCAAAACAAAUUCUGAAAAUGAACAAAAACGGACUGCAUGUUUCUGAUCAUCCAUGGACGGUACUGAGUCUAUAAGCUGAUUGUACCUUUAAGCAACAGCAGUAAAGACAAGUUACAUUGGUCUUCAGCUCUUAAGAAUACACAGACUGAUUCACAGAAUGAACACAGACACUAAAAUGAUGUUGACCUUCAUUUGUGACAUAAAUAACCACAUGAUUUCAACAAAGUGUGUUUUCUCACACUGUUUCUACUCCUGUAACAAACAUACAAAAACACACCCAAUCACUACUUUGCACAUUAUCAGCCAACUCUAUAUACUUAGUAAGAAUUAAGUAAAAGUUCCUAAUAGCAUAACCAUGAUAUUCCAUAAGAGAUACUUUUCUUUUUUUUAUUAUCUGUUUCUUUUCUUUAAUUUGAGCCGGUGCAAUAGAAAAGCCAUUAAAGAGGUCUCAGGCCUCAGAUCUGUGUGGAGUACUAAAAAGACCAAAGACAGAUAUUAAGUCACAUUUGGACAAAAACUAAACAUUUAGUAAUGAAAGUGAGCUCUUCUGUGUGAAAUAUAUAAACUUUGUAUUAUGGGAGAUGUCAUUGAUCUCACUUUUUGAAGCUGGAACCAUCUUAUAUGUAAUACACUUUGUUGUUGUUUUAUGACUUUUUAUAUUUACCAUGUUUGUAGUUUUCAAGUUGCUUCAUGUUCAGGGAUUCGGACACCUCAUGAGUUUUAUUUCAAAUGUACCAAUAUAGCUCUGAUACACACACACAGUUAAGCAAAGACUGGGCUGAUGUGUUCUUGUUACAGUUUAUUUGUUGCUUAUUGUUUGCUGUUUGGUUAUAUGUCGUUGUCUCUCUUGUAUUUUGAUAAAGGCUUUCUGUCCUCAGAUUCUCCCAGUCGUCUUUUCAUUUGCAGUCAAUCUUGUAGAGUCUGAGGCUACGAACAUGGCCAGGCUGUUUGUUUAAAGACCCACUCCGAUGAAAAUCAUGUUUUCCUUGUUGUCUACAUAUCCAUAUGGUAUUUUUCUGAUGCUACAGGACAUAUCAUGAAAAAAGCAAGUGCAAAAUUGCAUUUUAUGAGUAUUUCUGCAUUCAAACCUCUGUGAAUCUCUGGCAGAUCCAAAAGGCAGGCUCAGACCAUAGACUGUAAAUAGAGUGGACACCGUUUGCCUCCUUGCUGGGUGAAGCCACCCCAAGAACAGCACCCUCUGAUGACGGGCUGCAGUAUAGGUCAUAAAUCCCGCCUCCUCCAGGAAUCUUAAUGGAGCUGUGGACAAACUUUAGAAAUUUAUUACACAACGCACAAUUUUUUUUCCCCUCCUGCUUGGGAUGUUGACAUGUAGUUAUUGUAAGACUGGUUUGUGCUCAAGUCCUCUUUUUUUCUGUACAGCUCCGUUUUUAAAAGUUAUUAGGGGGUUCAUGUUUUCUAUGAUUGACACCUGGUACAGCCUAUGGGCAUAUGAAGAUUGCGUAGCUCUCCCGGGAGAUACACUGUCUGAGCCGAGCGUCAUCACAGCAACUCUCUGCGACUCUCCCACCGAGUACGAUGCUACUGAGCAAGUGGUGGAGUGCAUACAACGCUACUACCCAAUGUUGGUUUCAGGAAGUGGAGAAAAAAACGCAGAAUUACCGAGAGCUUUUUGGCUUCAAAUCCGUAUACUGGUGGAAGGCGGAACCAAGUUGUCCAUAGUAUAUACAGUCUAUGGCUCAGACACAGUGAGAUUUCCUACAUCACAAUUGCAAGCUCCACCCCCGCAGCCCAGCUAUGCAGGCCAGACUCAGAGAAGUAGAGACGAAGAUUGCGACAAGCACGCAUUUGCGGUAGUGGAUUGCAAUGUUCGUAAAAAAGCUAGUAAUGAUAUUAGCUUUCAUCAUGUCCCCAAAGACAUAAGUGUCCGAGAGCUGAAUAGCUCCUAUGCUACCUGCCACUUCUACAACAGCGGCAAUGUUAGGCUGCAAGCUAACGUGAAGACAAGUGUGCAGAGCAGCGUUGUCUCCGCCCACGACUCAGAGGUGAAUUGCUAAUGAUCUACUGGAGCUCUGCAGAAGAAACGCAAAAUAGCUAAAUACUUCAUAAUUACGAUUUAAAGACUGAAAACACUUAAAAAAGUUAAAAAAAAAAAAAAAAACGAUUGGAAUGGGACUUUAACCUGCGUAACGUAUUCUUUCACCAUCAUGUUAUCUGUAAAUUAUACAUUUUUCUGUAUCGCUGUUACAUCUUGUGUAUUUUCAAAAUACAGAUUUCAGUCACCACAGUCAUCAUCAUAUUUUAUUAAAGAGACUUAUUUCUCCAGACAAUACACCAAAGUACCAUAAAUUGACUCUGAUGGUCUUCCAGCCUGACACUGUGCUCAACAAGCUGCAGCAGAACAUUUCACACUUUUCUGUUACACACACACACACCCACGCUUUUGACUCAGUAUCAGGAUUCACACUCACAUGCAGAUUUUAUGAGGCUAAAAGCCACCAAAAAUAAGUUGCAACCCGGAAUCUGAAAGUUUAUCUGGGAAGUUGUCUAAGGUCAUACUCUAUAAGAUAAUCUUAUCUAACAGCUAACAGUCAGAGUUUUGGACACUUCAGACUUGCAUUUUGUGCUGUCUUUUCUUUAAAUAUACAUAUCAUCAGGUUUUCACUAUGAUGUCAUUUUUUUUUUUUUUGGCAGUUUUCCUACAUAAACAGCUUAAAAAAACACAAAAUGCCACCCCUUUUUUCCACGUCCUAUGUGAAAUGUCAUCCUUCUCAGUGUCACCACAUGGGGGCGUCAGACAGCUCACUGCAGAGAGAAAGAGAAAUGUAAAUGAAUAAAAUUAAUUAAAUCAAGUCCUUGCGUCUGUAGAUUUACUGCUUGCUAAAUUAAUUCUAUUUUUACUCCCUAAGCAAUAUAACACUUUUAUUUUCACUCCACAUUGUUGUGCAAAGUG
Xyrichtys novacula (pearly razorfish) is the source of this 45271-nucleotide messenger RNA. The record is from the annotation of a GenBank genome assembly. Lineage: Eukaryota; Metazoa; Chordata; Actinopteri; Labriformes; Labridae.